Spirometra erinaceieuropaei is the source of this 51452-nucleotide messenger RNA. Lineage: Eukaryota; Metazoa; Platyhelminthes; Cestoda; Diphyllobothriidea; Diphyllobothriidae. The record is from the annotation of a GenBank genome assembly.
AUGGUGAAUAACGCCAAAAUGACAGCCGAGGUUGAGCAGCAUGUUCUCCAACGCUACGAACUGAAAAAGCGCAUUGGAAAAGGGGUUUGUUGAUAGUUUUAAAAAGUAUUUGACAUUUUGCUUUAAACCGAACCCUAAUAAAAAAGAUAAAUUUAUGGACUGAUGAAAACUGAGUUAUAAUUCUGUAUCAGUGCUGCUGCAAUUGUCUUACAUAAAGAAAAUAUAUAAAUUAGACGCACGUUUUUGAAUAAGUAUAUUUAAACGCAUGUUUUAUGGACGAUUUCUGUGUAACUUUAGUUACGGAGAAAUGUAGACGACCGAAGUAUAAGGAUAUAAAUUAAAACAGAUCAUUUAGUUUAGAAGUAUAGAAGCAUGUGAGUGGUUUCAAUGUUUUGUAAGGCUAGUGGACUUUGUUUGCUAUAUUACUGUGUAAUACUUUUACAUGGUGUAUUUCUCGGACUAUGCAUUAUGGAUUUUAGAUGCUAAUUUAGGUUACCUGCCAAUGUUUCUGAAGGCGAAUGCCCGUCCUUGUCUUUGUAGCGCAUUAACAAAACACGCUUAUGUUGAUUUCAGAUCUUAGCAUAUUCCGACUAGACAUUUAAUUAGUUUGCGUUUUCGCAAAUCAGUUUUUCUCGGCCCUUCUUGGUCUGUAGUGAGAUAAUCAACUGCUUUUAGGACUACCAGACAUCAAGUGUGGCUGCUGCGUGAGAUUCAGGUACUUAAAAUAUACAUUUCAAUAUAAUACACGAAAUAUAAAACUACCCAGUUCCCUCGUGCUGAUUCAGUCAAGAGCAUCACAGGCCAUCUUGAUGCAGUCAACAUUAAAAAAGGAACAACCUUUUUUAACCAGAUUGGCUCUAUUGGGGAAUACAAAAUAGCCACCUUGUCCGUAUGCUCUUCGACUUUAAGCCACUCAGCCUCAAAUCUUCUUUUACAGUAUCUACCAUUUGUUAACAUACGGCAAUAUUUUAUGGAAAAUUAAACUGUUGCCAAAAUUCAGCAGUCAGAACUUCGUGCGUUUUUCAAUUUUUCAUUAUCAUAGAAAUAACAUUAUUUCACCGACUGUGGUUUUUACAGACGCAAAGCCGUUUAACUUUAAAAUAUAACUACGAAGCUGAAUGAUUAUUGACUGUCAAAGUUACAGUACGGAAAUAGGAAAUAUUUAUGACACCAUUUUUGCUUGUCUUAUAUUUAUAGUUUAUAUUCUGUUCCAUGUUAGGCUUGACGUAAAAUCCGAAAAUGCGUAUGGAGACAAACACAUUAAUCAAACAUAUUUAACCUUUCGUCUCCCAAAAGCAGGUAGACUGCAUAAAAAGAGUCAAUUAAAUAUUUUUAGUUUUUAUAUUAUCUAAAUUAAAACUACACCUAUCAGCUCUGGCACCCAGAAAAGCUGACUCAUAUGCACACGAAUUUCUUGAAACUGAAUGUGUUUAAAUUUACAGAAAACAGAACGGAAACCUUGUUCUUUUUGUAUAAUCUUGCUGAGCAAGCUAAUGUACCUUGUAAGCAAGGUAAACAACUAUAUGCGUGCAUAUAAGGACGCUUAUGGCUUUUUGUCACCUGAAAAAAUAAUCAAUAACCUGGAGGGAAUCAGUCCAAAUUUAGAUUUUUUUAGCUCAGCCCGAAGGUUGAUAUAAAUAGUUGAACCAAUAUUCAUCCGCUGCAGGGGAUAACCGCGCGAUAUUCUUAAACUGUUAACGGGCAGGUACUAGUAUACGCAUGUAGGACGUGCCGUAAUGAUAGCACAGGUACUAACUAAUAACCAGAAUCCCCUUUGCGAGUAUUCUGCCUCUGAGAGGGGCGCGGUUGAUCUUUAGGCUUUUCAUUACUUCCCAGCAUAACUUCACUUUCUGUCUGCUGGCAUUUUAUGAAUAAUUCGUGUUAUUUUGGUGCAGCUGACAGAUCUAAUCCACCUCUUAGUACCUACUUCCAAAGUGGGUAUAUAAAGCCGUAUUUUGACUGAUUUAGUCUUAGGUAACGACCUCUUUCUGCGAAUUGGAAGUAAUUAAAAUAUCUGUCAAUAAGCGCAUAAGAUGUCCUGAUGGCUCACUAGUCGGUUGGAUACCUUGCAGCUGUGUUGCACAGUGACAGCAUAUAAGCGAAAUAAAUACCCGGACUUUAAAAUAUUACCUCUGCUCUCAGUGCAGUAAGUAGUACAACAUGAAUAACCAUAGUAUGAAUUAUGACCAGAGAUAGGCAAAAUAAACUUUAAACUGUCCAUAACUUCUCAGUGAAACACUAUGAAUUACUGCCAAGUGAAUGCUUUUAUCACAUCUGAGACCAAUUUUCGGCUAGGCAUAUGGCAUUGUUUGGAAGGCAGUUUCAAAAAAGACAAAUGAAGUCGUUGCCCUGAAGAAGAUUUUUGACGCCUUUCGAAACAAAACGGACGCGCAGGUAUGUGAACAUUUUAUACCUUCCAUCUGUUUAAGCGGACAUUUAGAGAGAUCGCAUUCCUAAGAAAAUUUGGAGCUCAUCCAAAUAUCAUAAAACUGCACAGCAUUUUCAAGGCUUUCAAUGAAAAAGAUAUCUACCUUGUCUUUGAGUUCAUGGGUAAGAUACAUGCUAUCAUACAUUUUCGGUAUUCAUAUAGAAACGGAUCUGCACAACGUGAUCAAAAGGGGCAAUAUACUUCGUUCAAUUCACAAGCAGUAUAUAACGUAUCAGUUGCUUAAAGCACUGCUUUAUCUACAUUCUGCGAAUGUCAUUCAUCGUGAUCUCAAGGUACACACUCGCUCUCAUAUUACGGGUCAUUAUAAUGUCAAUAAGCGUCAAAUGAUUGAACAUCUUUUAUGAUAUAUGUGGCUGUAGUCACGAUAUUUUCGUAAAAUUAGUUAAAUGUUUUACUCGAUGCAAUGUUCGCAUAAGAAUACUAGGCAACUUUCUUUGAAUAAGAGUCCUGAUCCUAACUGGUCGCCUACCUCUGGUGGUAUUAUAUUUUAUCCUAUGUUAAUGACUAUAUAGUAGUAUGCAUGUAUCGUAAAAGUGAGUAAGAGCAUCCCUGUGAGUGAUGAACACUAAGAUGAACUAAAAUUUGUUUGUCACAUAUCCACAUGCCGUAUAAUGUUCUCCAUAAAAACUCUUUUUUUAAAACCAGAAGGCAGAUACUCUUGUCGUAAGAUGAUACCAAACUUUGUCGAUAAUAUCUAUGAGGCCUUCCACUAGUUAACGUUUUUGACUAUGCUGAGGUCAAACAGAUCUGUUUAUUUGAUUUAUAACGACUUCGAUAAAAAUAGUUUGGAAAAUGCUAUGGUCGCAUUUUUCCCGACCGGUAGCACUUGUUAUUAUUUUAAUGCUAAAAUUACAUGUUUAUUUGCAUUUAUAUUUGUGAACAUGGUUAGUGAUGACGUGCAUGGACAGAACGUCAAUAAUUGUUCUGACCGAGUUAGUCCUUAUAAAAGGUAAACGAUAGGGUUUGCGGAGACCUGUCUGCUUAGUUUGUGUACGAGGCCUGUGAUUACUCAUUCUGCACAACUUUUAUCCCCAGAUAAGAGAAAAAAAUGUGGGCUUUUGAAAUUUGUAUAUUAAAUGAACAACUGGGGAUAUUUGCAGAGGUAGUUGGAUGAUUGGUUGAUCAAAUAUAUUCCUAUUAAACUGCCAAUAACUGGGGGCCGGAUAUUCACAUUAUAUGGACACCGACCGCAGUAGUGAUCAAAACCUGGGGGUUUGGAGUCCUCUUACACACACACCACCUCAUACGCCAUUUCAAAGUGAUUACAGUAUCAAAGCGAGAGUCAGAUAUAUGCAUUUAUGAGGAGCACAUCAUCACGAUCGAAUUCUCCUGGGAACGAACUGGCACUAGCUAGUCUCGCUCUCCCACUUCAGUCUCGUCAUAUCUGUCUUGUUGGUUAUGAAAUUGACUGGCCAUCACAUCGAACCUAAGUGAAAUGAUGGCCUGCUAAUCCUUUAAAUGCAUGCAAAACCGUGUGUAAGCAUGUGCGAGGUCAAGAUGUUUUGUCAUAGCAUGAGAUGGUACUUCGUUUGCAACCGUGUUAAAAUUUCUCCCAGAAAGUAAUGUCUUAACUUGCCUGGUCACACCAAUCCACUUGUCCUAAAUUAUCUCUGAGCCCCGUGACUUCCGUAUGAUGAGGGGGGAAGAGAGAAUGAGGAGGCGUCUGUGCUGACAUUCGUUAUUAUGAUAAACACUACACGCUGUUGACUCGCAGCGACAUGCUGAAUACCGUGGCUUAAAGUUAUCAUCUUUCGAAUUAACUGAAUUUACCCGACUAGAAUUACAAUGAUAUGGUUUUUCAUCACGUGUUAACAAUCCUUCAUAGACAUAUGAGGUCUGAUUUAAUGUGACCUGGUUCAUGAAGAUUAAGGGACCAGCAGGCGGAAAGCCAUUAGAGACAGAGAUUUUGUUUUUGGUUGGCCACUGAAAAUUCCGGAUAGUUUUCGAUUCCUCAUGUCAGUUAACCAAAGAAAAUAUAUGAAUAGGGACUUUAGCUGUCUUUACGUGAUUCCCCCGCACCUUUGCUUUAGGGUUCCUGCAAUACAUCUUUGCCUCUCCAAGUAGGGGGGAGGGGGUCUUCGAUCAUUCUGAUUUUCGAACCAGUUGGUCCCUUUUAGAAAUGUUGGUUUCGGUUAUGAUUUUGAUUGUCAACAUAUGUUCAAUAACUCCAAACUGGGUCAGUUCCCGCCGCAUGAAUUACUUAAAAAGAUCCCUGGCAGGUUUUCAAGAUAGCUUUUUUUAAUUUUCACCGUGUUGACACCUAAAGACGGACUGCUUAGACCUGUCAACCACUCGCCGGAUCCCAUUAUCAGUUAGUAGAGGGGCUCGGACAGUCGACUGGUGCACAGGAUAGGAAAAAGAGAGUGGGGUGGAUGGUGGGGACUCCACUCCCACGGCAUUUUAUCGCAUUGCUCACUAUAAUAAAUUUAACGUACUUGAAUUUAUCACGAUGCGCCGAAAAGUCGUGACUUGGGAGGUUGUCAACGGGCGGUUGGACUCAGGCAAUGCAAUCAGUCUAGGGUGCGUUUGUGUGGAGGUCGACUAGUCGACCGAGAGAAAAGCUGAAUAACUCCUUGUUAGUGUGUUCCCUAGAACAUUCUCAGGCAUGCGAAAUCUAGGCCGUCUAUCUCUUUUACUGCAAAAACCUGAUGUGGUAUACAAGGGAAAGGCUGCGUGUAGCACGCGCAGACUAGGUGUCCAGUUCUGUCAGCCACAUCUCCCGAUUCCACUUUUGGCAUUUUUGAUUCUGCCCUGACACCAGAUACACAUCGACUAAGGGAGAAGAGAUUUUGAUGGGUGCUGCUCAAGUCUAUCAUUACUACAAACGAAUUCGCACGCAAGCCACUGCUCCAAAUCCCGUUCUGCUGUGGGGUGCACGGUGAGCAUCGUCAGGGCAAACGGUCGAACUGUCAAAUAAAUUUAUUCCGCUGUCUUGUCAAACCUCUGCGCUGACUUGUUGCGGACAACACAUGUUUUUGAUGGGUUAUUUAUAGACUUUAGAAUUUUGAUAAUGUACGACAUUAACUUUAACGUGUAUGAGUCAUAUUUAUACAGAUUCACCUGCUUAGCUUUAAUCCGAGUGUCAACAAAUUUCAUUUCGUGAGGACACGCCAACUAUUCUGACAGAAGUACGUAAGACAAACACAGACUUUGCUCAAAAACCAGACUUAAUGAUAAAUAAUGCAUUGCCACUGCAACUGAAACUUCUAACUCAGGUUUGUUUGAUGCACUUGGUUUCAGAGAUCACAAAACCUAGUGCAAUCAAGUUAAGUGUUUUCAAAAAUGAAAUUUUCACCACUUGUUAAAGACCGCAUCGCUGAAAAUCAGCACAUUUCAAAGCACACUGGGAAUGUUUUUUGUUCAAACGUGUCUCUGUCAGUAUGAUUUCACUAACCGACGUCAGAAAAGACAUAGUAGUAAACUGACAACACGAUUUAACUUUCUAAUGCCAGCCAAAUGCAUUCGAAAAUUUAUGACGAUACGAUUGCUCAUGACUGUUUUUGUAGACUCUGAACUUUUCAGCAUUACUAGUGUGGAAGGAAUGUAUUUUGUCCUCAGAUGUCACACAUUUCUUGCGGAUCUUCAAAUUUUCCCUGACUUUGAAGGAAACAUUUCCAAAGUUAUUCAUCUUAUAUAUAAAAUCGCCUAAGAUGAAUCGUGAUUAUAUCGUGCGAUACAACCUGAAGCAGUUUAUUUUAAUGAAAACGGAUAGAACUUACUAUACCUUCCUCAGUUAUGGUUAGUGGAAAAUACAACUGCUUAAUUUACCUACACAUGCAAACCAUAAGAAAACGCAUACUUAAUUUAAAUAAACCUGCUGCAGGCGUGAGUACUUGUAACAAGAUUCCUAACGUCUAACAACAUUAUCCUCUCUCUGAAAAGACGAUAUAACAAUUAAAGUUUCACACCAAAAUAGCUAGAAUUUCGGUACAGGCCUUUGGUCCCCCAAACAUUAAAUAAUUAAAAUAUCAUUUUAUAGUAUUUCUCAUGUUGAGGUUUUCAUUUAUAGUUUUAUGGAGAAUUACCCAGAUUAUGAGUAGUUUUAAGUUUCUACAACCGAUUCUUUGUUAACCGCUUUGAUGAUAAUGGCAAAAAAUCUUGCCUGUCGGGUGAAACUGCCAUAGACAACGCUCGAUAGCCUAUAGUGCCUUUGCCUAUAAUGGUUUGCCUUCACUAAAAACCAUAUUUAAAAAACGAUGCUCUAUAAAUAGUUUUGAGAAUAUGGAACUAAUAACUUAUAUACCAAAAACACUUGCAAACUAUGCACGGAAUAACAUAAUUAGGUCAAAUGUUUUCUUUACCUAACUUCCAUAAGUAUGUUCCAUAGCCGAAUGAUCGGAAAUUUGCUGGUUUCCCAAGCAAUGACUGCAUCUGACGUAAAACGAGAAUUAUUGUCUCAUGUUAUGUUUCGGAUCCGCGUUAACGUUAUCACUGUUUACAUGUCUAGCCUUCCAAUGUUCUUCUGGACUCCGACUGCUUCGUAAAACUUUGUGAUUUUGGUCUGGCUCGGUCCCUGGCUGGCCGGGAUCUUACGAAUCAGUCGAACGCCGCGAUCUCGGGCAACGACGAGGCCGUCGGAGACAUGCCGGCACUUACCGAGUAUGUCGCCACGCGGUGGUAUCGCGCACCGGAAAUCCUUCUCGCCUGUAACAAUUACACCAAAGGUGUCGACCUAUGGAGCAUGGGCUGUAUUCUUGGUGAGAUGUUAGCUGGAAAACCGCUCUUUCCUGGUGCUUCAACUCUCAACCAGGUCGAACGGAUCAUGGCAGGCUUACCGAAGCCGACCAAGGAGGGUGAGGUGGUCUUCUCGUAAAAUGAGUACAUUCAAUUCAUUUGACCGUUUCAACUGAUCAACAUGAAAUUAGCAAAUUGAGUGAGCAAGGGUUGCGUAGACCCCACCUUGUCAUAGGUCGCCAACAUUGCAUCGCCUAGUGCAAUUUACAUUAGCGUUAAACCAUAAGAGGUUUUUUCGAAUUUAACUAGACGAACCUUUUGCGUGAUUCUAGUUCCUACAUUUAUGAAUUUUGGUCCGUUAAAAUGGUAUUUUCUGUCUCAAAACCUGCAGGUAAAUCAAACAACAGCCAUCUUCGUAGUGUACAGGGGUGCUUUUGAGAAAUACUUUCUUCAAAAUUAGCUACCAUUUCCAGGCUUAUCGCAAGGCAUGUCUAAGAACAUUUGAAUACCCCGAGAAUUCCGUCAGUGCUGCUGUGUGAAUUAGAAAGUUCUAAAUAUCUGACAGAAUUUUAAUGGAGUUCUAAACCUUGAUACUAGGGUGUUUGUGACUUCCCGCUUGUAUUUCAUUCAAUCAAGAGCGAUCAGCCCUCCUAAAUUGGUCACUGCCUCGAAGUCUAAAAGUCCCCUCCUGCCAUCACCCACGCUCAGACACGGGUUUUAGUUGUCUACUAUCAUUUCAUUAAAUAGAUUUUAAAAUAAUAAAAAAUAUAUUUAAAUAAGACACAUAACUCCCCAGGGGAAGCCUCAUUUAUUGCAAAAAUCAUAUCAGUCAUUGGGAACAAUAUGCCUAUGCUCUGUUAUAUGGCUCCGUUCAACACGGUUCAUUUUUUGCUUCUGCGUGAGGUCUUCUUUUAUCCCUAUUUGGCCUUGGUAAGACCCACCUAAAACGCGCAGAAAUAAUAUCCCCGCCUUUCAGAAACCCGACAAACUGUGACUUGUUCAAUAGUUGUCUUGUGGGGCGACUCGCGGAGGGAGGGUUUUCUGUGGUUCCAGAAUUCUUAGGCGGAUGUAUUCAUCUAACCUCCAGCAUAUUACGUCAAGACUUCACGAUCGUGCCGGAUCUCGGUUGAGGCCUUAUUUGAUGAUAGGCAACAGUCGCAUGUCGCGGUUGCGCAAGUGCAUGUGAGGUUUCUAUAGAUAACUGAUUUGCGAGACAUGUCUGAAAGGGUGAUCGGUGCAUAGUGAGCAAGUAAUUGUUAGACUCAUGAGAGUGCUUAUUUUACGUUCAGCUUUUGCCGAAGACCCUUCUACUAUCCGCCACAUAUGGACGUGCCUGCUGGUCAGCAGCGACAACAAAAGGCAGGCCCUCUAUUCGCGCGCUUCUCGUCGUCCCUGCAUUGACCCAAUUUAUCAGCCUUUAAGCGGGCGUGGGUCUUGAGUCUGGGACUCUUAUGUUCAGAUAAUUGCACAGACUAAUGUGUUUUUGAGUGACUAUCCAAAAGUCGAUUAAUUUGGUCGACAAUUUUAGGAAAAAGUAUAACCAACUUUAGAUAACCCAAAUACAACUCGUAAUGUAACGAAUGAGCUGGCGUAUUGAACAAUGCGAAAAUGAACAAUACAAAAUUUAAGAGGUAGCGGACAAGUGAAUCAAGAUGUUAGAACAGACCCUUCGCCGAGAUGAUUCGAGGUUGUUAUCGGUUGUGGUUGGCAUCACUCCCGGUGGCCUCUGGAGAUUUUUCUUAUAAACCAACUUUACCGAAAGCACUUCUCUACUCUGCGCUUUUUAGGCAUAUGGUGUGGCCACUGUAUUUGCGAUUUCGUUCCAACAGAAAACGGGUUGUCCUUACAAUAGUCCACAAAAGCGUAAUACAGACACCAAAGGCUGCGCACGUUACUGUUUCCAAAAUUCACAUCCAAGUAUCUAAGGACAACCAAUGUGUUCAUUCGACUUCAUCCAGUUAAUGUACUUAAAGCAUAUUUGUUGCUCAAUGGCUGGCUUUUGAGUGCCUUCUGGCCUAUAACGCUAAUGGGUCCGGACCUUUAAACUUAUAUGUUCAAAUUGUACGAGGUUUUAAUGAGAAACACCAGAAUGGUUCAAGCUAUUUAGCCGUUGGGGGCCGUUCAAUGAAUCGGUUACAGCACGAAACAUGUUCGUCGCGUUGUUCCUGAGAGCCUUGUCAAGGACCUUCAGAAGCAGACGCAUGGUGAUCCCAAGUAAUGAUGGACGAAAAACAGCAAAUACGAGGGAAUCCAGAUUAUUCAAACCCCGAUUUAGGCUUUGGCUGUCUGGUGAUGCUGAGUUAACCAGAAACAGCCCCUUGAUCUCCACUUUUGUCACUCUUUAUUGUGUAGUUCACUGUAUACCACCGAUUUGACUACUUUAAGGAAAAAUGAGAAAAACACCGCCUGUGAUAAAACUAGGAAAUUUGAGUGAAAUCCAUAGAAAUAAUAGCAUUUCAAGGCCGUGGUUCAUUAGCCAUAAUCUGAAGUUAACUGCUCAUCAUUUGCAUGCGAUUUCGACUGAAUAGCGUUCGACCGCUGCUCAUAUCAUGCUCUGAGCAGACUACCAAAUAAAUAUAAAUGCGGAACUGGUUUUCCUGGCCUGCAUCUUGCUUAAGAAUUUUGCGAGUAAAACUGGCAAAACCCUUAAUUUUUGCUUCUUUUUAAAAGGUACUUAAUAAUGAAAGUCAUUGCUUAAAAUAAGGUUACAAGUUAAGUCAAAAAUCGUUAACAAGUAGAGGUUGUUUAAAGCGUUGACUUUAAUUCACGUACAGUCGACUGUCUGCAGAUCUUAUAAGCCGGUAUAUGCAGCCUUUCAACUUCUCACAUACAUCCCAACAAACUAUGAUUGUCAAAGAUAGCAUUCACAGCAACCUGAGUUGGGUAUAUUAUGGCAUUCGGCAAACAAUCAGGGCAGGUAGCUAGAGGAUCUUAUGCAUAUUUAAAUAUACAGUUCAUCGUAAUAAAGCACUUACUAGGCUAUCUGAAUGUGAAAGUAGCUCAAGACUUCUAUUACUCAACUUUAGAAAACAUUUGUGUAACUGGAUGUUCAUUUCAGAACUUAACUUUUAAUUAAUUAGUUUUAAGGAAGGCUACUGGCGCAGUGUCUAAGUAUAACGUCAAUAAGUUGCAUAUCAAGACGGUUCCCGUAAUGGUUUUCUUUUCGGUGGUUGACCGUAGUUUCUCGUUGGCCUAAGUACAGAAACAUACCCUUGAAAAUAGAAACUUCCGACAACUGUGGACAUCUCUAAUGUUUUUUUUUAAAUUAUAUUAUUUGAUGUGAAAUAAACAACGAUAAAGCAUAAUCUUUCGAGACGAAAAAUCUUUUAGGAUGUACUCAGGAAAGAGGCCAAUAUAUAUCUUUAUAUUAUAUUUCUUUUGCUUUAUCCAUACGGAAACAGCCAUCUGGGAAAAUAAUUGACGCAAUUACGCACCCUUUAGAAAAAUCGAAUGUUAAGAUCUGAAAGCCGACCUCCGAGUUUUUUAAAUAAUUUCCCAAAACGCACUGUUUGUGCGUCUUUACAUACACAGUAAACGGAACAUGAAAAAAAUCGUUUUCGCAUGGUUAAGAGAAGUUACGGGUGAAUUAUUGGUUUUAUUGCAAAGUAUCGGUUGUAAGGCGCCUAAGUACUUUGGUCUUAGAGGAGCGAGUGUUUCACAUCCGAUUUGCAGUUAAAUCUUCGAUCAAUCACUUUAUACAGCAGUUGGUAAGUACAUACCAUGUUUGUGCAAUGAUUUACCGUACUAACAACACAGGUAUUAACUAAAGACCCGGACACGCUUCUUUCGCCGAUCUUAUGCCGCUGCCUGAUGCAGCUGCGAGGUGUUCGGCUCGUCAGUCGAUCCCCCAGCUUUCCCGUGUGUUUUCUGGUAUAUGAAGUCCAGUUUCAACUUGCCUAUUUUAAUUUCCGAAGAAAUUAAUGCGCGAACUUGGAGUAUGUCUUUCGAAACGGGCCUUUUUAAGCACGGUCCAAAUUUUGAUAUGAAUAUUUGAGCUGGAAUUCAUCAGUUAUUGCGGAAUAACUGCUUUAUAUUCACAAACCGCCAACUUUUCAUGUUUCGUCUUUUUUUAGACAUUGAGAGUGUGAAAAGCUCCUACAGUUCGUCGGUUUUGGCAAAAGCUUGCGUAAAGUAAGAUCUUGCCCUCAAUGUGAUUGGGUUGCUUUUAUUACACAUCUGAAUUUCCGUCAGCCUCUACUCACAUAGGUCUACGUCCAGUCUGUAUUGGAAUUCCUGCAAUGCUCACCAAAAUUAUCAAAUAUGUUUUAAAGUCCACAAAACCGACAACAUGCAAAAUUACGUUAAUUCAUAGUCUUUACUUUAAUUCUAGCUUUUGACGCCGUAUGCGAUGAGAGAAAAUGCACCGAAAAUGACAUUAACAACGAAAUAAGCCUUACACACUUAUUUUUCGUCCAUAGCCAGUCAUACUUGAAGGCCAGACUGCACGCCCGAGGAUGACAUCAAAGUCACUUAUAUAUUAUGGGUUCGCUUCAUGUCGGUUGGGAUUAUGAAUACGAUAUCUUGGUUUACAUAGAUACGAUUUUUAAAGACUUUUGAAUCGUUCAUUGACUAUGAGCGUGGACAUACUCCAUUAGGUUUCCAGACCUCUUCAUAACCCUUUAAAGGUUGCAGAUAUCAGUCAAUUUUCUUGGCUUUCCAGGAAACUGCGUCCUAGGGAAGGGAAGAGAAGGGGAAUCGUCUUCAUGACCAUCUACGAAAAUACCAUAAAAGUAAUAGCAACGUAAAGUUGGACAGUACUUCAUUAAAAAAUAUAUUGCUUAAUGCCGCAAAGUCACAGACGUAAAUAUAUCGGAAUGUCCUAUGCUCCAUGCGCUGAUAGAAGAUUCGGUCAAGGUUUUGACACAAUUUUCAGUUACAUACCAGCAAUAAUUCCAUGUUGACGUUAUCAACGAUCCUAAUUACGGUUGCGACAACGAGAGCACCUGACAACAACGGAGUACUUGAGGCAUCUUUUCCAUGGUUUGAACUUGUAGCAGGCGUAAAACAGCGAAAUUUACUGACCUCAAAAAAUUUCGCGACACCUCGUCAACUGCUAUCUGUCACUGCAUAACAUAGAUAACGGGUCAGCAGCAAGUUAUAUUUUCUCAGAAAAUCAAUGUGAGAGGAGCAAGGUCAUUGCUCAGCACACAUAAUCUCAGCGGUAAUGAGUAAGCAACUUAAAAACUGUUAAGAAGAAGGAGAGGGCAACACUGGGACGCUGAAAGAGAAUGUAUAAAUUAAAAGACUAAGGAUUACGAGAACAAGUUAAGAUUAACCGAAUGGUCUAAUUGGUUGGAAAAAGCAGAUCCUACACAUCAAAACCUGUUGACAUACCUCUUAGUACUAAGCUCUGCUUCCACAAACUGGCUCAUAAAAAUAUUCUUCAUCUUUUUCAAGGCAAAGAAAACCGGUUGCAGAGAUGAUGAAGAACAGUGACCCAAACGGCAUCGAGUUAAUGAAUUUGUUCCUUCAGUUCAAUCCACACAAACGUAUAACAGUGGAGGAGGCACUGGAGCAUGUCUACGUCAAACGGUAUUCCAACAAUUAUACUGCUUGUUGGGCGAUGUUUUUUUCGUAAAACGAGCCAUGUUUUGUGAGCGUGCGAAAUUAUGUGCGUUAUUAUUUGUUUCCAAGGCUAGCGCAGUUGAAGUCUGAUGCCACUGAAAUCAGAUUCUAGCCUCUCACAUGGGACCCUCACAUAAUAUUUACACAAAACCUCAUUUUACAUCUGCAUCCUUCCAAUCACACAAAAUAAGCGAACUGCGUUCAGCUUUAUUAUUUACGGCUUGGUUUUCUUUCCUUCCAUGACUUUUUUAUUUUUAGGGCCUGAACGAUUAAUUUGGAUUUCUUUCGCCUUUUAAAAUGCAUACGUGGAUAAUAUUGUUUGCAAAAGGGAAAAAUGAGUUAAAAAAGCGCAGUUAGUGCUACUUCUAGACAACGAAGUAGUCGAGGCAGCAUUAAUGCGUCACUCCUCGCUGGGCACCUCGCUGAAUUACUUGGUAAUCGGAGAAUGUCCAUCAUGUUUUGCUUGUAACUACAGAACUAGAGCUGUGCAGGCCGUUGUAGACGGAAUACCAACGAUUCCUACUGGGACCUCAUGGCCCAGGUGGUUUGAACGUUACCUGUACUCAAGCCUUGUCCUUGCUGUCUCCACCUAGGUCGGCACAUUUUUUACAUUCGGGUUAAACGAUUUUCCAAAGUCUCCCAAACCACCUAUUGUUAAAGUGAGCCUGGUAGUUUCUGACGGAUUCUGGAUUGGUCUUUUUGUCAAUCCUGCUUGGGCUGUUAGCGUAUUGUACCAGAAUUGGUGAAUUCCAUAGGUCGCAAUAGGUAACUUGACCCAAAUAUGACUUAACUCACGAUUCUUGGUGGGACUUCGUAGUUCAGAAGACUAGAGCAUUGGCUGCACUCAAACUUGUCCAAGCGGUCGUGGGAUAGAAUUACAUCAAUGACGUCGACUCAUUCACGAGUACUUCAAAGGCAAUAGUGACAAAGUAAAAGAAAAUCGGAAUAGCCGUCUCUGGUUUUGUUGUCGGCGUAAACCAACUACUAAAUCCACGCUGGGAACACUUUGAACUAAAACCCAGGAUUUCUGGUCGUGAAUCACUUGAGUGAAUGCUCUACUAUUCCAGUCACUGGCCCGCACCUUGUCAACUGCGACCCGAAUUACACAAAGCAACUUGAGAGGAAUGUUCAGCUCAUUUACUCGAAGGACGGAACAUACUGAUGACGUUCAAUAAGGCAGUAAUCGCCGCCUAAGUAUCUUUUUUCGUUGCCCUUAUUUAUUUGUAAAAGUAUUUUGUACAUUAACGUACAAUUUUGCCGGUAUGCAAAAUAAUGUAACAAAGUGACUGAACCUAUGAUGAUCACAUUAUCCACGCUACUACUUUCCAUCUCUCAGAAGCUGCGAUGGUUAAGCAUUUGUUCUUGAAAGUUAACUGAGUGUUUAUUUGCUUUGAGUAGAGGUGGCUUAUAAACUUGGCUAAACAACUGAACGGUGAAGACUGGUCCCUGUUGUUGUUUACCAUGCGUUCAGGCACUUAAAAUAAUUGCAAAUACACCUACUGUGUUAUGUUGUUGACGUCUAAAUUUCGACCGUUCUCAACCGUACAAUGUUUCGAAGUUAAAUAGCGCCAACUGUUUAUAUGAUUGAAGACAAUAGCUCCUUUUACGGUCUUAGGUCAAAGUUGGGAUUUUUUGCUGUAUUCAAAAUACAUUCUUUUUUCCUAAUCUAGGAACCUAGAGGCGUUUAACUUUUUCCAACUUAUUUAAUUUUUUGCACCGAAACAACCUUUUGACUGCAAAAUAUGUAGCACACAAGUGUAUGAUGAGUGAUUAAUAGAAGUAUACUUUGCUUGGAAAUUUGUCUCGUUGCCCAAAGCAGCUAACCGCAGAUAGUGUUGCUCACCAAUACGUUCCGACUGAUGAUUUAAAUGGAGUUGCUCAUAAUUUUUUGACGCUUUAGCUAGUUAACCAGUUCAGGAUCUCAGUGUACCGAUAUCUCGGAAGUCGUCUUACCUUCUGCAACGUCAUUAAAUCUGAAAGCAAGCCCACAAUUGAUAAUGUUACGAGGAGUGUAGAAAGUUCUAUUCGCAAGCGAUGUGUCCUGCUAUUGCAGUUUUUGCUCCAAAUACCUGCUGACACGGCGGUUGACCGGAAGAUUGCUGAUAUUGUAUUCGUUGCCUUUGUUGUUUGCUCAGUAAUGAUAGCUGCAGCCAGUAUACUCUAAACUGCUUUUAAAUAAGUAUUACAGCUAUAGGUGGGCAGUUGUCGGGGACGACUAAAAUAUGCGAGUGAUAGUUGUUAGGUGCGUGUUUGUAAUAUAAUUUGACAGUUCUUUCAUUAAACGCUCCACCUAGCGUGUUUUGAAUCCGUUACUAUAAGUUAACAUUCGGUGUUUUCCCUAAAAAGCGUAAACGGACGUGUCACUAUUCUCUGCCUAUUUCACGACAAAGGCAAGUUCACAUUGCAUAAAAUGAUGACGAAUUAGUUGUUUAGAUAAUUCAUCGCUAGUAUUAAUGCACGGAAAGCAAGCUGAAUUUUUAUUUAAAGAUUUAUUGACUGGCAUUCUCCUAUUUACUUAUUUUCUAAAACCAUUGAUAUUUGAUACGUUGUGGACUUUCCUGUGAUGCUAUGUCAUCUUCCCACUCCAGUAUAUGAGUCUACUUGUUUUAUUUAUUUGAAUAGUUGUUGCCUUAAUGUAUUUGGCAUUGAAGUGCAUUUACUCCCCUCCUAUAUUAAGUCGCAUGACCAGCAUUGGCCCGCAGUCGGUUUCUUCAUAUUUUUGGCAGGACACUGAAACAACUGCAUUCUUGUUGUGGAUUAUGCCGUCAAAGGUCUCUUUGGAUAUUAGCUGAUUUUAUAACGGCAUCUUUCUGAUACACAAAAUAGAUGUUUGAAUCUCAGCUUGAAUGUUAGCAAAACAUGGAGGUUACGCGAAGUUAAGUGCGACAAAAACAGACAGUCUAAAUUUCAAACUACCAAACCAGCAAAUAAUCGAGGCUUCUUUAAUCUCGCUUCUUACUUCCAGCGUUGUCUGCUUUCUAAACUGCGUCACGUUAAGAUGGAAAGCCGAAAACUACGUAAAAUAAAACGUCGUUUCAGCCUGCCGAUCGCCCUAAAAAAUUUAUCGUAUUUAAAUAUGGAUCCAUCACUGACGAAUGUCAGAAAGGAUAGUAAAGUGAGCCAGUCAACUUCUUGCAUUUUUAUCUAACUUUUUCGGACAAUGGAAGUCGAAAGUGUGUGCAUCCUCUUUAAUAUGUACAGCAAUUGAAGAGUCAUCAUCUACCCGUCCUGCUGCUACUUGCCGUUGGUGCAGUUGCAACUUAAGUGAUCGUCGUCAUUCUACUAUGCUUUUACUUGCUGUCUCAGACACCAAUUCUGAUUAUCACAACAGAGCUCUCCAAAAUGGCAAGGUGUUUUCGCGUUGACUGAUAUGUUGAAGGGGAAUUUUCGAUCUGUAGACUACAUCCAUUUCGAGAUUGGUCAUAAAAAACCGCCUCAAAAAUUAUACUAGUAAUAAGAGUAGUUUGUCGGACACUACAUUUUUUCUAUUCGGUUGUGGAGCCUUCGUCAUGCACUCGCACUACUCAGCAAGUUGGCUGCCAUAACCGCUCGUUAAAAAGAUUUUGGUGGUGGGGUUAUUAAACUCUGAAAAUGGAUGUUAUACUCUUUUUGAUUUUGCGUAUUGCAGUUACAUUUGAAGUCGGAGGCGUGUAAGACAGAGAGGAUAGAGGUUUUCGAAUCAAUAUUUGGAGAAAUUCCUUGGCGGAAAAUUUUACCAACGUUUAUCCUGCAGAAUCUCCACAAUUGCUCUGUGUCUCGAUUCUCAAGGAUAAAAAACCGAAAGAAAUUACAUAAAAAUCAAAUAAAUUUAGUAAUUUUCCGGCGACCGCUUUUGGGCCAUUAUGUGGUCAAGCAAGAAUUUUUUAUUUGUUUACGUUUGCUAAAACUGGAGAUAUUAUAUGAAAACAAGAAGUAAUUGGCGGCCGGUUGAUUUACUGGUCAGUUAAUUUGGCCGGUUCAGCGUCAGCAGUAAAAGCUGGUAUUUUUACGGGGUCGAUUUUGAGCCGUUCUUUUAGCUGCGUAACACUAAAAAUGAAUGUAAUAAAACCUAAGAUUUGAUAUAGCUUAGAAAACUGAUCUGAAAGUUAGGAAUUAUCCUAACUCGGACUAACACACACAAAACGAGGAAUGUAAAAUAGCAACAUUUAACGUCUAAAUUAUCUUGAAUGAUACAACCAAGAUGUGAAUCAAAAGUCGCAAGAUUACCAAGGAUUGUCUACUUUGAAAUACUUACGCCUCUGAAACGAACACGGGAACCAAGAUAGUUAGUGGAAAAAGGAACCAAAGAUAAAUAAUAAUUUGGGUACUAUUUACUAUAUAAUCAUUGCCAUAUGUUUACCCAAUCCUGAGUUUCCCGAGGAUUGUCAUUGUUAACGUACGUGCAUUUACGUCCUAUAAACUCGUUUGGGCACAAAUCUCGCGAUUAAUAGAGAAGUUUAAUAGAAUAUGAUUUUCGCAAAUGGUCAAAAGCCGCUUUGUACUUUAAAUAUACUUCCUGCAAUGUAGCUGACUAUAGUCCUCAUAUAUGGUCCGAUUAGAACAAGUAGUAUAAAUAUACUUAAAAGAGCAAGUCUUGAGGUGAUCCACGUAGACGGCAAGAAAAUAUGGCUUUUCAUGCGUAUAGUUCGCCAGUGUUUCCCUGUGGUUGUCUUCCAACAAUAAGCAGCAGCACGGUCUACAUGAAAACCAAUUUAGUCAUCACUCAUCAUGGCCGUUCGUACUGUGAUCCAGGAGGAAAGAUGAAUAUUACUUAAAUCACGUAUGGAAAGUAUAGUAUCGCAGCAGCUCCCUUGUGGAACACACUAGCGCGCUUGUCGGGAUAUUGGCAGAAUAUAUUUAUAACGUGGGGGAUACUGACAGGGCUCGGGAACCCUGGUCAAGUGCAGCUUUUCCCUUGUUAGUUCUCAUCUCAAAAACGCACUUCCACUCGUUUAAGCUCUCAGAUGCCUUUGGUCGUGUCGUUUAUUAUCUUUCAAACUCUAAACACAUCAUUGCUUAUAAAACACGUUGUUUUAUGAAUUGACGUAGUGAGCGACAGAAUUAUUUCAAAAAUGCCCGCAGCAAUUAGGGCAGCUUAUUUUAAUUACAUAUCAGGCAAAGAACCUCAGUGGUUCAAUCAUUUGCUGAUGUGAAUCAAUCCUAGAUUUUUCAUAUUUUACAGAUUUCACAAUCCAAUUGAAGAGAUUCGGGUAUCUAGGCCUGUUCUUCCACCAGUCAGUGACAACGUGCAGUUAUCCGUCGCUGAAUAUCGCAAUCGACUCUAUCAGGUACUGCUGAAACGUUUAUACGACCGCAGUCUUUUGAGGACAAAUACAAGAUUUGCCUCUCAUUACUGUAAUUUUGUCGUUGUAGGCAUUCACAACAAUGCACAUAUUGUAAUAAGAUACCACGAACAUCACAAACAAAAUAGCAAAAUGGACGCUUUAUGUGUCGUACCAUACAACCAAUAUACCACUAUAAAUCCAAGGUUUGCAUAAAUAACGAAACGUUAUUUCUGAAAAGUUGGAAGCUUCAAACUAGUACGUAAGACACGUAUAGACUAAGCUAGGGGAGAUGUAAAUGUGGGCUAACGCAAACUUGACCUAUUAUUAGAAUUCCCAUUGGCAUUUUGAUCUUAAGGGUGUUCAUGACUUACUAAGAAAAAUGUAUUUAGUCAAAAAGUGGUAAAAUUGACCACUUUUGUAUGACAGUCACUUAAAUAUACCAGUAUUUGUCAAAGGUAUGCUUAAUCAGCCCUCAUUUAUAGAAAGGUGACGUUUUUUGAAAAAGCCGAAACGAAGGAAAAUUAAAUAAAUAAGUUGGACAGGAAAUCUGGACCGAAGAAUACAUCAAAUUUCGAAGUUAAUCGGAAAUGGAGCCCUUCUUAAAAACUUAUGCAUAAAAGACUUAAAAAAAUUCAGUUCACCGACCCAUAAAUCGUCCCGAUGUCUCCGUGCUUUCUCAGAGAUGCUUAUUUGGAUUAUCUCGCAACAAAUAAAAAUAGGGAUAAAAGGCUCACGCAAAAUAUUUUAACCAUCGUCUUAUAUACUACUAGCGACUGAGAACAUGAAACUCCCACGUUUAUAGAUUGGGACUUUAUUUUUGGACCUCUAAAUAGGAUUGCAAAUUUAACACCACAACUACUCUAUUUAUGCAUAGAACAUUCUGCUUUUUCUGCCUAUUCCAACACCCAACCCAAUUUUGUGUAGCUUUAUUUCUUCAAUCUCAGUCGCGUUACCUUAUAGUCACCAAAUGACAGUGCAAUCAUUGUUUUCGACAAUGCCCACUCUGUGCUCUACUACGGGGUUGGAGCACGGACGGUGACUUGAGCGUGAACUUGUUUAUAGUAAUAACAGACUUUCGCACUCGCUCCUCCACCUCAGUCUGGGCUCGGUGUCUUGACAGUGUCGAGCAGACCUGAGGCGUGCGAGGGCCCACGUCACCACAUGCACUUGUCUGCCACGCACGGAUUAUCAGAAUUUUACACAAGGAAGGCUGGUUCGGAUCCAAACUGAGUGGGGGUGCAAUAAAGGUCGCUCUGAGAAGUUAUUGCGGUCUCGCUCUCCGCCCUCUAAGGAGAACCGAGUUAUCUCCUCAGUUGGCUCGCUUUAUGGGCAUUUCACACUUACCAGCCUCAUUCACAUUCUAUGCCCCCGGCGGUGUGUAAUUUAAAUUAUGCCUGAUCAUGCUGACGGCAUCAGUUAGGCAUGAGUUGAUGUUUAUAAUUGUUUUACGCCUGCAGCGAGGUACUUGCUUGUUGCAAAAGAUAGUGUAAAUUGUUCCCUUUUUAAUCUGACUUAUGUGUCGGUGCCUUUCCUCGGCACUUUUGCGACUAGUACGGAGUUCAAAGGCGAUUGCCUAACUUUCCCUUAGUAAGUCUGAAAUCUAAUACGUGUUAAGUUUGGCCUUAAACGAAUCCACGCUUAAGGAGAGCACCUUAGCGGCAGACUGAUCCAGGUUCCGAUUCUGCUACCAAAGAAUAACGUGCAUCCGUCAACUCUUGUUUUCGUAGGGCAUAUUUUUAGGGAUGACCGUGCAAAUUAUGCUUGUUAGACUGAGUGAAAAAUCGUUGGGGACAAAGCAGUAGUCAACGCCAUGGAAAAUGCGGAAAGUUAGUAUAAAAUCACCUCGUUGCUGCCUGUAGGAAAGGGGAGGAAGGUUAAGUGUCGACCGUUUUUUCAUGGGACAGUAAAUCCAGACCUCGGAUCGUUUUUGUCGUCCGUCUCCAGACCUUCCUGAAGACGGUACAGUCCCUGACUCUCCGGGGUCUCCAUGUCUGUAUCGUAUAUUCCAGAUGCGGCCGCGCGGAAGUUUCAGAUGCUAUGGAGAGGCCGUUAGUGUCAAUCCCCGUAAAGGCCGGCUCGAUGAGUUCCAGUAUAAACAUGACUUGUCCGCUUUCGUGUAGUUCAGCGUAAAUUUCAUAGGUGUUAUCCACGCGCCCAAUUCCCUCUGACUCUCAAUUGGUAACAGUGGUGUAGGAAUUAGAAAGUAGGUCCUCGAGCUGCAGACUGCAGCUGCAGUUUAAAGAAAUUGAAGGAUAUACACCAGAACUUCGACCAGUCCUCAAGCCGGCACAAGUUUGUUCGCAGGUGGUCUUCGUCCGCCGCAGUGUGAACAACUUUCCGCAAUUAUUGUCACCAGCGAACAAGAUGACAUCACAAUCUCGGUCUCUGCCGCGGUCAUUGAUAAAAACAAGAAAAAACUUGGGGCCAAAAGCUAAGCCCAGUGGGACUCCGUUCACCAUGGUUACCACUAGGAACUGUUGACGACCGACUUGCAAGUUGGACAUCAGAGCGAAGGUGGUUCUGCUCAAGAAACUGAAUCAACAAUUGCUAAAUUAUUAUGCAACAAAUAGAGGUAAGGUUCACUGGUCUGUAGUUAUUCACAGGUGGUCGAUUUUCACUCUUAAAUAGUCUCUGAUUUUCAAUAAGAGGUUGCGCACUCAGUAGAAGAUUAUGUUCGGAAUAACAGGGCUAAUGACUCGACCAUUUCAGAAGAGAGCUCCUUUAACAGGUUGGUCGAAAUUUCAUCGAGGACUGGGAAAGUCGACUCUUUCGGGUUCGCUUCUAAAGACGAACCAGAAGAACUCAGAGACAGGCUCAGCCUCCCCAAUGGCCCCUGAGAUUUUCGCAUCUUCGGCAGUUCGCAACAAUAGACUAGAAAUAUUCGUUCUUCGUACUCUGUUUUAUGCUACUGUGAAAAACUAGGGUUAACCACGGCACGAUUCAGGAGAUCCUUUUCAAAGACCCGCUAAUCCCUGGCUACAAGAAUUUUGGGCAAGAUGUGGUUACACAAUACUGUGGGGCUGGGGUUAGGGCUAGACUGGAGGGUUAGAGUUAAGCGUUAGGGCAACUAUUUCUCAAUCACGCAGAUUACAACCGCGCAUUCCCAAUAGCUUUCCUUCUGUAAACUAUCCCUUUACCUCGUCGCCUGUGCGUUCUCCGGCCUCACCUGUAAAAACCGCUAUUACCACCGGUUCCGUAUUACAGGUGGCUGGGGUUUGUUUACAUUAGGUGGAGCUACAUGACCACAUUUGACCGACUUUUGGUCCAUUUCCUCUGCUUCUUUAAGUAUUGAGUUACUCGCAUGUCCUAUCGAUGAGGGAUCUUUUCCACGACUUUCUCUUCUUGAUAACUUCGUUCUCUAAGGAAGUACUCAGCCACCGAGGUCUGUUCGCUAGUCCUUUUCGCAUGAUUUGGCAGUGGCUGGGGGGUUGAUUAUGGAAUAUCUCUUUUAAUGGCCACAGACCUCGUCGAUAUUGCUAGAGUACGUAGGUACCCAGUCGAUAAGACCAAGUUCAUUUUUAUUUGCUCGAAAUAGUCACGUUAGAUACUUGGUCGCAGGUCAGAUCGUUGGGCAUGUAGCGAGAAAAAGGCGUAUUAAUACAUGAGAAUUGCAUGGUAGCUCUGACCUAAUGGGGGUAAACAAUUCAUUAAAUCGAUUUUGGCAGGCGACUUACUGACCACAGGUUUUAGACAGUUCAUCGUCGCGAAUUAUAGUCGGAGGUAUGACGUGUUGAGUGAUAAACGAAUGACUAGCAGUAUGCAGAAGCUUCUCGUCAAAUGUGGUUUCAGAACAUCCGGCGCAGGACGAGUUCCAGUCGGUUUGAGGUUUGAUAAAGUGCCCAAUGUUGGGAAAAGUUUGCCAUGUAGCAAAAAAAUUUGAGCUCUCCCAGCAGUUGGGCAUUAGCAUCAGGGCCGUUUCUCUGGGGCUGAUACACUUCUAUGAAGUCGAGGCUUUGAGAACCCGUUACCUUUAUGGUCAACCGUAGCGCUUCAGUAUUACAAGUCAGUUUAGCAGUUUUCACCGAAACAUGCAGGCCAUUCUUUACACGUGUAAUUAUACAUCCACCCCCUAGGUUUUCUCUGUCUCCACAGAACCGUCGAAAUCCAGGUAGUGCCAGUUCCCGGUCGACAUCCUGUUAUUGAAACAACGUCUAAUGAGAGGUCAGAGAUACAGAUUCGAUGUCCGUCGAUUUUCAGAGUACACUUUGUGCUUAGUGUACAUGUGGGAUCCAUUUAAAAACCCGACACUUUCUACCGGUGUCGCUGUGUGGUCAUUCAGACCGACUUGACCCAGAAGGAAGACGAAUGUCGUCCUACCAUCUAGUUUUUGUAAAUUAUUAGGCUCUGUUCUCCGGUGGGUCGUCGCGUUAUUAAUUGGAGGAUCAGGUGGCGACGUUAAAAUCUUUCUGCAAGUGGGUAGUGCGGCUAGAAAGCAAGUUUAAAAAAUGCUUUAUCGAAGACGCCUCGAAGUGAAAAGUUUCACCUGUUCCUUGCUGCUUAGGACGAUUUUAGGGGGCCGUGGUCGUGUCUGUAGAGUGACCUUUGAACGGUUUCCAAGAAGGAAAGCUUUUAGGGUGGUGGUUUUUCCCACGCUUGCAGCAUUGUGCUGCGGACCUCAUGAAACGCUCUAAGUCUGCAGCCAAUCUUUCCUCGAAGGUAUAGGCAAGGACUCCGAAAGGCCCUGAUUUAGGAUUGUACUGACCCUUUCGAGCAUUACUCUAUUUUCUGCUGAUUUCUUACCGGUGGCUGAUUCUGCUGUUCUGUCAUAGUAGGCUGUGCUUUCGGUGCAUUUUCACCCGCUCAGUUCGUCUGUGGUUCCUUCUAAGACAUGGAUGUUUAUGCAUUGUGAUUGUUUUACGCUGCUCCUACCCAGAGGGCUCUGUGGAGUAGUUGACAUUGCCGAGCUUGGGACUUCCCGUACCCGGGUUUCUGCUCUGUUGAUACGGAAAUUCUUAUGGCGGCUUAUUACACUUUGGAUUUGCCACCCUGUUUUUGCUUUGGUGCGUUAUGCUCCGGAAAUGCGCAUGCUGUCUGUGGACUGUCUUGGUCAAGCGUCGUCUACUCUUGCCCCUUUCGUAGUUAAAUCUUUAUCAAUUUCAUGUCGUGUUUCCAACUGCUCUUCUGUCGAGUCUGGCACCUUACUUUUCGGAUCCUGGUGGUCCUUUACUGUGGUCUUCCGUGCAACUUCUUUCUUCUUCCUUUGCACUUUCUUUCUAUUCUUUAUUCUUUCCUGCAUUUAUUCUUCGGCGAGUCACACCUUUAUAUUUUAUGUUUAACUAAAGUGUGUCUUUCGGUUUUAAAAAGGUUUGUAAAUGAAAGAUUUUUUGAAACCACAAAAUAUCCAUUCAGAUAAUGUUGAAGCCGUCCAUCUAAUUCUACUCCUUUAAAGUAUGCAAUAUUUUAUACAUUCAUUGUAAGAAUUUAUAAGCCUCAUGUAGUAUUUUCUUAGAAGCGUAGAAGAAUGUGGGACUUUCUUCGCAUGUAGAGUAAACAGCUUGUAAAUCGUAAGCGCUAGACGCAAAUGCAGUGACAGAUCGCGUGCAAGAAAACUUGGGAUUUGGAAAAAAACAUUUCUGAGACUAAGAGAUGUCCUUUUUCGAAAGUAUAAUCUAAAGACGUGAUUUGUUGCUGAGUGAAACCGAUGAACGACAUUCUUGUGCAUUUUUCUGUAAAAAAUAUUUGAAUUUAUAAGAACGUCAAAAAUUUGUUGAAAAGGUCAUACUACUCAUGUUGUCAUUUUAUCAUGUGGUUUUUGCAGGCGGCCGAAAAGAUGCGCAUUUAAAGGGGAUAUAUUUACACAAAUCAAAUAUUUUGGACUAUGCUAAAUAACAGUCAGUAUUAAAACCACACUUCAGUAAUCCUCCCUGAUCGUAAACACAUUUUAGUAUUUCGCCAGCCUUGACGCAGACAGGUAACCUACCGCACACACCUGUGUAGUCAGACCCGCUUUACAAACUUAUCACCGUACAUUCUUCCGUUAAGUAUCGGUAACCGUUAAAUCAGACAACUUGUCAACGUUAUUUUAAUUUUUCUGGGUACAAAUGUUUUUCCAUCUGCUAAUUAUGCUCCCUGUUCUUUUAAUGUAACGUCUCUAGUUAAUUGGUGAAAAAAAGGCUCCUGAAAAAUCACGCAGGCCAAAACGUCAAUCUCGGACGCCCUCCUUUGACAAUUCGCUUCCUAGGACCGACUCUUUUAAACGCCAGACUACGGUCUUAAGCAGUGUGAGCACGGACGUAGCCAAACCUGCUGCUGCGAAGCAACCUGUACGUCUAGACGGAAGAAAUCUCCCUGUGACACCUUCUUCUCCACCGAAUGAAAGAAAGAGGUAGCCUUAGUUGUUAAUUAACCAUAUUUUUCAUUUACAACAUCCACAGUUGGAUUCUAUCUUCCAAAGUGUUUAGAAGGUCAGGCAAGGGGUUAACCUGAUUAGAUCUGAUAGGCAAUCUUUUCAGUUUCUCCAGUCGGUGGGGCAGAUGAAUUAAUGAUCUCCAAAGAGCAUUCUUCAGGAAGAAUUCAAUUACUGGCAAGUUUAAAGUCUUGGCAAACAAUGUUUCAGGUGGAACCCCGUUUCACUGCAGGAGCAUAACGUGAACAAGCAAGUAGGAAUAAGUCUCCAUGGACAGUUCAAGUCCAACACCUAUUUUUGCUAAAAUUGAGCGCAUUUUACAGAGACCUGACUGAACUACCCCAGAACCUUAAUUUUUACAAGGUUAUGGCUUGGUUUUUAUUUCUCCAUUAAGUCUUCAGAUAAGAAUGACUUUUAACUCUGCGAAUCUAUCAAGUUAGUGCCAUAAUGCGCAUUGGCGCGUUAGAAUUUUAAGUAACUCGCAAUCGAUCAAUACAUUUGCGCAAAUGCAUCAUCACAAAACGUGAUUCCUUCAUAAAAGGCAAAAGCUUAUAGUUAAAAGAGGACGUUUGGUUUCUUACUAGAGUAAGGAGUUAGUGUCUUCGUAAAACUUGCUGAGUGACAGCUCGGCCGUCGUGACCGACGAUGUCUGUCAUGUGUUCCACAGCAGGGCGAGAGUGGGCACGGCGAUUUACGCGUGAUUUCUUUAAUAAUGAUAGUAAACUUACGCCGCAUCCACCGCACUCUCUCCUUCUCCACCUGGGCCUGAUACUAAGACAAAGUCAGGAAGACCAGAGGCACGAGAGGGCGCGCGUGGCUAGCGCGUGUGGCUGGCGCGGCCAGACCCGCACCCAGGCGUGCCACUCCACCCUUUGGUCCACAACAAGUGCUUGACCAGGACUCUAACCAGCAGCAACAAAAACGACGGCUGGCGCGACUGGAGCCGCCGCUAGGCUUGCCUUCACAUCCCAUAAUUCCCAACAAAAUUGUGACCAGGAGAAAGUUAGAGGGAGGCCGGGACUACAGGUUGCGAUGAGCAGAUGAUACAAGUCUAAAGCGUAAACGGGGUUUGCGAACUUGAUUGUUGUCUUUCCUGUGUUAAUUAAGUGAUUAUGAACAAAAAUUCGCAACCACUAGACUCCCUUCAAGGCUUGCCGCUUCUCUCUAUGUAAACUGGAAUGUGUUUUAGUUUUCUCCUGUAAAUGCGUCAGAUUGUCCCAACGUUGUACCUCGCUCCAAUUGAAGAGGUGAAAACAUAGACACAUAAACAUUGUCUGAUGCGGCUUCGGCAAUGCUAGAUUCGCUAUGCGAAUGUCUAUACACGACAAAUGAGAAAUUACGUGAUUUGUUUUCUGUCAUACGUCACAGUUUGUGAAUUACCAAACGUAACUAGAACUAUUAGAUGGUUUACAAGGAGCGCACCAAGGUAAGCUAUUAACCUUGGCAACAGAAGGGUGAGAAACCCCAUUCAACUCUCGUUUGACUGUGGAUCAUUUCACAUGGGUGUUUUAUUGGCAUCCAUUUGUAGACCCUUACAGAUAUUAUGCUUCCAACAACAAUUAAUUCCUGUGAUCUCAGACACUAACUAAAACUCCGUUAUUUUUUGGAAACUUGCUUUCUGUUUACUCUUUAAUUAACACACUUUAUUUCGAUAGCAAUAUAAAUUUAUAGGCCUGAUGAGAAUUUAUCGAAAGCUUACGUAUGCUGGCCAAAUUGUCUUUUGAACACCUACUUCCACUGACAUACGAUAGCUUACGACAAACAUUUCGGUAGAGAUCCAACCAAUUUCUGUGUUGCUUUUGUCAGCUUACUGUUUGGCAUGCUGACUCACCCGUAAAACCCUCAUUACAACCAUUUUUGCAUAGCACGAUCCACAGUCUACCAACAGUUAAGAGGAGGUCCUUUACCCUGCCGUUGCCGGUAACUUGUCUGGCCUGCGCAGAUUUUCUCGUCCCUACCACUCUUAAGCUUUCUAGUACGGUGCCACCCAAUAAUGGAUUCCUUGGCCACCACGUCUACCUCUUGGGGCUUGUGGAAUAUCGCUCAGUCUAAAUUUUACUAGUCACGGCGAUAUUGAAUUUAGAAAAGGCCUGAAGUUUUCCUCUUAAAUAUGAAUAGCCGAAACUGGAUAUGAAGGGUAGUGCACCUACGAGACAAGUCGUCGUCACCAACCUGAUUCUUGGCUUUUCUGAUCUGCAAGCUUAUAUUUUUGAUCACUUGCAUACUGAGGAGGAGAUAUCUUGUCGGCCAUAAAACCCAUUCUAUCCGCGUCGAUGGUAAGGGAAACCUUUAGAUGUACAGUUGAGACUUGAAACAAUUUCCAUCCUUAACUAAAAGGAGACCUCAGGAAACCUGAUCUCACCAUCCUAUACCGCUGGAUUAGACGUGAUUUACAUCAGAAUGGAAAUAUUUUUGAUAUUUCUCCACGGUAAGUGCACACGAUUUGAGGCAGGAUCAACUUAACGAGGUCGCGUAUGCGCAGACAAGGCUCUUGACUAGGCUGAGGGUUGGAGCAUAUUUUGGGCUUAUCGCGCGAAACGCGGGCUUCUUCUGACAUUGACUAAGUACUGCUACAAUAUGUUUGGCAGGUUUUAAACAAUUCAAAUAGGCCCAACUAUGAAUAACUCGGCGCCUCGGUGGGAUUUGGACCCACAGCAGCCUUCACCUUGUUGAUGCUGGCUCAAAUUCUACUGAGAUGUCAAGUUCUUCACGGUCGAGUCAACAUAAACGUUUUGAUCAAUUGUUCUUGUAACGUCGAUUGUCGAGCAUUUGUUAAUUCUCUCACCCUAAGCACCGAACGGAUGCUUUGCUUGACACGCCGACGGCGCCAUCUGACUGCAUUGGUAUCCAUACAUUCCGGAACUUGGACCAGAAAAACCGGUUGCGUUAAUGCGCAAAAACCACUCUAUUUUCUCCUAUGCGUCCAAGUAAAGAGUAAUUCGGGUGUAUUUAGGAAGAGGAAUAUGCAUGAUACGGAAUUCAUCGUCAAUCGCAGUGCCCGCUGUCAGUUCAAACAGAUCCCUGCACCAUGAGAGAGCUGAGAGAACUAUCGAUUGAUACUUUGGUGCCUUUGCUUAUACUGAUAAAUCCUACGCAAACUAACACUACCGCGGACCACUUAAAGCCGUCACUUAAGAAUUCGACAAAUGGCAGUAUUUGAAGCAAUACUUAUCCCGGUAUAUGUUAGAAAACGCGCAUUCUAAGAAAUUUGAUUAAAAAUAAGUAAGAUUCUUUGGAAGGAGAAUAAACUUUUAUGCGUAAAUUUUGAGACUGGUUCCCGGUUUGAAUUUUAAGCAGGCAUACACAGCAGAAUUCACUUGAGCCAACAAAUUUCGCGACAGCAUAUCAACUGCAACCUGUCGCUGCAUUACAAGGAUAACGUAUGAGAAAUGUAAAACGAUUACAAUUCCAUGGAAAAAAUCAAUGCAAAACGACAAAGCCAUCUUAGGGCGCACAGACUAAUCAAUGAAAGUGAUAACUUAGAAACAUAAUUUGGGAAAGAAAGUGAGGAAGUAAACGCACAGAGGGAGUACGCAAAUCAAAGGGCCGAGAUUUAUCGGGGCAAGCUGAUGUUGACCACUUGGUCCAACUGUUUGCAUAGGUCGAAUUUCUGCCACCGUAUGUAGGCUACCUCCAAGUGGCACAGUGUUCGAGUUGUUCGUGCUUGAACUAGUACUCAAAGGGAUGUUUUAAGGCCAAUUUACUGGACAAAAAUCCGAGUGGUGCUAAAACCGCGCAAUCCCUAAAACCGAGGGGGCAAAUGUAUUUCCGGACUACAUGGAUUGCCAAAAACGCAUAAAAAGGACAUCAUCCUACGAGAAAUUCUGUCUUUGUCUUAUUUACCCCCAACACCGUCGAGGACAGUGGCUCAUCAACGAAUUAGAAAUAACCCGACACUGAUUUUCGACUUACACGAAAGAACGCAGUUUUCAGUUUAUUGAAGAAAUCAAUUAUCAAAACUUCUCCACCAAAUUCAUGAUCUCCUCGGACGUAGAAUUACUUUUUUACAAAUAUGCCACUUGAUGACACAAUACAUAUCAUAUGCGCCCAUGCGUCUGAACCCCGUCUUUCACCCGAGAUAAUACCAGAAAGCACCUAGACAGUGGUCACUCCGUUGACUCAGAAACCAUCUUCUGAGUACUAGUUCAAGCACGAACAACUCGAAAAUUGUGCCACUUGGAGGUAGCCUACAUACGGUGGCAGAAAUUCGACCUAUGCAAACAGUUGGACCAAGUGGUCAACCUCAGCUUGCCCCGAUAAAUCUCGGCCCUUUGAUUUGCGUACUCCCUCUGUGCGUUAACUUCCUCAAUUUCUUUCCCAAAUUAUGUUUCUAAGUUAUCACUUUCAUUGAUUAGUCUGUGCGCCCUAAGAUAGCUUUGUUGUUUUGCAUUGAUUUUUUCCAUGGAAAUGUAAUCGUUUUACAUUUCUCAUACGUUAUCCUUGUAAUGCAGCGACAGGUUGCAGUUGAUAUGCUGUUGCGAAAUUUGUUGGCUCAAAGGAAUUCUGCUGUGUAUGCCUGUAUCAACUAGCAGUACGUCAUAAUCUUCAGGAUUUCUGGUUAACUUGUAAACUUCCGUUCGUUAUGUACCCGUAAUGGUAAAUAUUUAGGCCACGAACUUAAUUAUGUGAAUAGCUUUCCUGUCGAUGUAGGGACUAGUGAGUAUUGCGUACGAUACGUGAUUGGUUUUGGGUGGAAACUUCGCGUCACAUCAUCACGUGCGCUCGCUAUCAUUUUCAGUCUCUGGGGCUCGAUGGAUGGAAUAAAAGGCGUUAGCUAUAUCCAACCCAGAUCCAAAUCCUAAUUCCUCGUCGUGAAGUAUUGGAUGUGAUUUUAACUAUCCCGACGAGCAGAACAUCGUGAUUCAGAAUGUUGUUAAUUGAUUGUAUAACUUAUUGUCACGCAAGACUUUUAGUCAAGCUGUAAAGACUCAAUAAUAAGACGCUCAUGACAAUACACUAAUGUGCAAUUUGGAACUCUAUGCGACCUGUCGCAUUUUGAACGGAGAACCGGUUCGGGUUAGAUACGUAGACAGGUGGAGGGUUUCUUUCGCCACAGCGUCCAUUCUGAUGGCAAGUCGUUUGAAAUUCACCUUGCCAUCUGAACAGAAUGAGCAUAUAUAUAAUAAAAGGAGAAAAUGUAGCAGAAUUAAUUCCAAUGUUAACAAAGCCAGCCAAGGGUCACCAUAAUAUAGCACGAAAGCACCUCAUUAGUAAAGUGUAACGGGGCGAAUCUGCAGUCAGUCAACGCACACACGUUUGCCUCGUUUUUAUAUUGGAAUAAAAUAAAUGUGAGACAAUAGGUGAAGCUUAUUGGAACGACUUUCAAGAAUCUUUCGUUAUUGGGAGACGACACUUGAUCCAUUCCAUUUUAUCCUAGAGGUCUAGUCUGCAUAGAUUCGCAGUCAUCACAAAACGAAAACUAAUAAGCAAUCUUUUGUUUUUACUAAGCCUUAUUUUGAAUCGCAAAUGGGAGGUUGUUGGUCCCAGGACCGCCUGUAACCCGAAAAAGACGGCGUCCCAUCUACUCCGUUUCACAGUCAAAGCAAAUCGUUAGAACUACCUGUCAUUUGUUGCUGGAUAUUCCCGAUCGCCGCUGGCAUGACUAGAUUCCAUGGUUUAAUAGUAGUGUUUGGCCUAAACGCUCUAUUUACAAGUAAUUUGGGUUCAGGCCCCGUUUCUUCCUUAACAGUAGAUAGAGUUUGUUUAACUGACGACGACACAUGAGUCUGGACUGAGCGCUCCGGCUGCCGUUUUUCAGUAACACUUAGUUAUUGUUGGAUCUAGACAAUUAUCCCUUAUUACUAUCAAGCACACACUUCGCAAAUAACCUUAAGUGCAACGGAGGCUCUUUUGGGCUGAGUCUUUCUUAUUUCCGACCGAUGGGCAGGCCCUGGCCGCGGGCGCUAAGCCAAGACUCAUGUUUACUUCAUACAAUAGUAAAACUUAUGCUAAACACACCGGCCGCAAUUAAAUAUGUCCAGAAACACUAUAAAUUUUCCUGACGAUUUUACUAUAACUUAUCUGGAUCCAACUGUGCUCUUAGUGAUCGAUUAUGGAGCCAACUAAUCCGUCUUACCCUUUCAGUUCCAGGUUAUUGUCUUCGCAGCCAAUUGAGGUAUGCAUGGGCAGAACACCGAUCCAGAAUGCUGCGUCAUAUCCGCAUGUCGAGCAGAAUCGUGAGAAGAGUCCCCACUACAAAAAUACUCAACCGCAACAUAAUAACAGCGAAAAACACCUCCCUUCAGCAACGAGCGACUAUUUCUCAGGUCAAUCUAGAGACGUGAGUGCAAUGUGGACUGAGAAGGAAGCAAUUCAAAAGGACGAGAACAGUGUAAGACUGCGUCAUGUUUCCCAACCUACCGUCUGUUUUUUUAUAGUCCUCUGUUUCAAGUUUCAAAGUUUUCCAACGUCCAACAUGGCCAAAUCAGCGCCAACUGAAGCGCAGCAAUAGCAGACUGUCCAUUCGUUCAGUCAACGAUCGUGCCAGCAUUUACCCAAUCGCCGAGCGGUCUUUCUCUUAUGGGCCCCACCCCUGACUACCCAUUGAUGCCUGAGAUGUCCUAUCGCCAAAGUUAAAGAAUUAAUGCCCAGUCUGAUAAAAUACCUUUUCGCAUUGUGAGACUUUAGGGUAUUUCGCCAGGUUCUCUGUGUAAAGAAAAAAAUCGUCAUCAAGCAAAUGCGAGACAGUAUAUUUUUCUUUCCCUACGUUUAUACACCAAUAAAAAGUACAGUAAAAUUGCUUUCAACCAACUUAUAUCUUUUCCCUGACAUUUGUAAUUAGAAACCGGGCCAGUGCUUUCGGACGUAAUGCUUACUUGUGCGAUCCUCGUCAUGCUUUUAAAUAAUCAUGCCUUUUACUGAGCAAGAAUAGCCAUAGAAACGUGGACUUCAUAUUAUUUCAGUGACGUAGAAGAAUAAAGGUACGCCAAGUUGAAUGCUGAGAAUUAUGCGACGACCAAUUGCAAACUGUACAACGUCGAAGGAGAACUUAAUGGCGUAUGUCGACCGUUCUGAGUAUUUGUCAGAGACGAAUAAGGAAGAUGUCCUCACAAGUUGUUCUUAUAAUUAGGUAUUAAUCUGCUUCCAUAUAGGAUUUUGGCGUUAAAAUUCAAACGCCCUCCGCAUGCGUAAAUUAUUGACCGUUAGAAAACACCUCGAAUCAUGGUCCGCCAGUGCUCCAGUGUCCUCUCAUGUUUUAUUGUAAGGAAAGAAUUCAGAAUUUCCCUGCGGACUGCAUUUUGACAGUAAACCGCCGAUUGAGCUGUUUCGGUGUCAGCAUGCUAACAAAUAUGUUCAAGAUAGCUCUUGUAUUUUCCUAAGCUCUCUGGCGCUUUAACGUUUGUCUACGCGUGAGUAAUUCCGGUCUUCGUUCAACUUUCUCGAUUUUGUUGGGGUUUGGAUAUCUUCAACUGUCAUGAGUUCUACAUAUGAGCGUCUUAACAAAAAAACACGUAUAACUGGUUAAGACAGUCAAAAAUAGGAGCUUCAAAAGAGUUUUCAAAUUGCGAGGUUUAAAGCUUCUAAAAAAAGGAAACAUUGUGCUCGUUAUCGGUCUUAGGGGUUAAAGAAAAACCGGUCGACAUUGUAUUUAAGGUGCUUAUUUUCUGAUUUUCAACAGCAAUCUAGGUUUUCAAGGAGAAAAACUAGUUUGGAAAAAUAUCUACAUGGUCAUGCAUGCGAAAGUUUUUAAUACUGACUACAUUUCACGCACCGGUUUUCUCAAAGGCCAUUGCACAAAAUGCUGGGCAAAAUUAUCCUCUACUAAACUGGACUUAUAAUAGUGCCACAGAAUUCGUCGUUUAAUGCAGUAACCUCGAAGUUUUGUCUUUUUAUUUUUUGCAAAACGCCAAAACUGUAAUUUGGUCCGAUCCUUCAUGUUUUGUAUCAGUCAAAGACGUCUCCGUUCUCCACAAACUUCGUCCAAAUCAGUGGUUCGGACGAACAGAAACGGAACUCCACGAUUUCCAAGGUCGAGGGAGCCAUCGGCCAAGAGAAAAUAGGCUCGUAUGCCUUCAGGCAGGAUGCGAGCGAAUACCCCUCAUGGACUAAUUCAGAAUUGAUUGCCAUCUGUAAGAUUUAUGUCUGCUAAUUUGUCUCCAACCUUGUUUUGAAUGGAAGGAGGCAUAAUUUUUCUGUUUUUGGACCUUUGUCUUGUUGCCAUUACAAAAGGUUUAGAAACUUCAGCCUGAAUAUGGGUGGAGCCUUAUAUUCUCCGAUGUGUUAGGCCUGCUUCAGAACUAUGCAAUAUUUUCCAGUUUUCUUAGAGCAUCAUAAUACUAUCAUGUCGUGAGAGCACAUCAAAUGGUUGGUGAACCGUUUUCUUCAUAACUUUAAAAUACUUUGUUUUUUGAACUUCCAGUACCCAAUUCCCUCACGUAGUGUUUUAAAACGCUGUUAGUUUCUGCAAACUACUUAUUCGAUAUUAACACUCCUUAUAUUUUCCUUAGACCAAUUAGUGACCAUACUGGUACAAACGUUACUGGAGACCAAAUCUGUGUAAAAGUAUAAACAGCCCAUCUUUGGGUUCGCCGUCAAGCAAUAAUAAUGCACAAGACUAAAAGCUUUUAGGUUGAGGAUGGACGGUCAUUACAUAUGCCCUGACCCUCAAUAAUGCCUCGCACUUAUAAGUACAGCAUUCCCUUGGGAGUGAUCUUUCCAUAUGAGAGUGUAAUAAGAUGUAGUAAUAAGUUUUAAGGGGUCUUUAUAUAUUCAAAAAGAUGAGGGCUUUGUGGCAAGUUGAUAUACGAGUACGCGUAGAGGACUCUCGUUUGAGAUAAUAUGUCACUUUACUUUUACUGACGGAACUGUCAGUACCUAUUUAACUGAUUUUUCCUCAAGAUAAAUGCACACAGUGAUGCUAUGUGAGAAAUGGUUUUUCUUACUAAAGAAAGCAGUGAAAGUCGACAAUCCGGUCUUUUGUAAAACUGGCGUCGGUUUUCGUCAGUCCAAUAUGGAACAGUUUUGGGGAAAGGCAGAAAGGGCUAGAACGACGAUUUCCGGCUUAUUCGCCGUCAUCGGCCAACCAUACCUGAAAUGCAGGCUCCGCGAGCCGUAAUUUGAGGACCGGUCAAAGCCUUUUCUUGUGAGAAGGUAUCUUUAAUCGACAGAAAUUCACUGAAAAGUUAACGGGAGAUUCUAAAGGCACUUUCUAUUUUUUGCUGUCAAAAGUGGUUAUAUUUUAACACGUGUGCAAAGACGAAGUAGUUCAUUUGGUUCUGGAUCCAAACGCUCAUUCCCAAUUUCCCUUUUAAUUGUCUGGGUAAACGACCUUAAGACUAAACAGUACCACAAAAUUAAAUACAUAAGAAGUAUUUUUGUUCAUAGAAGAAACCAACCCAGGUAGCAAAAUAAAAGACCACUCUUCUGAUUGCUUGUGUACAACUAUCAAAUUUGCAAAUACAUGCGUGCUUCCCCUUCGUAAACAAUAUUUUUUGGGUGUGGUAUUUAAACUUGUGCAACGCGAAUGCAUGCUGCGUUAUCUUCUAUGCCAUAUAUGCAGGAAUACGAAUUUUUAUGUUUUAUUAACCACGCUACAGGUUGCAGCGGAGGGCAACAUAUUGCCUCAUUUACUGUCUAUUCUUUUAGCUUGGUUGAGGCACUUUUUCACCAUCAACGGACUUGUCUAAUCUGUACCUGUGGUAAAAAAUCACAGACGACGUUUUUGACGGCAGUGGUUGCUAAACCUUGCAUUCUAAGGCUACCUUUAGGUGUUGCGACGGCAACAGUUUUAUCUGACCAAGCGGACUGAAGUAGUACAAAACGGAAAGCUCUUUAGCUUCAUAUACAUUCUUGUCUGCCAGUAGAAUUUUUCAAAUUAUUGAUCGGUCCUUUUUAUUGCGAACGCUACCGUCACAUAAUGUCUGCACAUCGUCUGGCAUACCGGCCCGUCAGAAGACUUUCCUACAGGGCCAACUUGAACACAAGGCGGCAAACACCCUCGAAAAAACAAAGCCCACCAGCUGACCACAGGGAUGUUUCCCAUAGCUCCCACAAGCCACUAAAUCAACCGGGCUGUGUCAUAUUAUCGGAGAUAUUUUAACACUCAGCGCACGGCCUAGAUGUACAGCGGACAGAAGAAGAAAACAGUUUAGUUUCAGUGCAAAAUCAAAACUUUUCUGUCUCUUAUUUUCUCCUGAUAAUUUGGAAUUGGCCCUUACUGUGGUGGUUAUGGUGCAACAAUUUCUUUGGCCCCUACGACGCCACUAAGCGCAGAGCAAAAGUCGGUGAUCCAAAUAGCGUUAGGUAAUUUGUGUAGAGUGUUAAACAGUGAAUUUUAAUAGCAUAGCUCUUCUUAAAAAUGUAAUAAAACUUGCGUUUGGUUGUUGCAAUUUUUUGCAUAUAGCGGUCACUUUAAAUUCACCAACAGGAUUUUUAAGUAGUUCUUAUUGCUUAGGAUUUGGGCUGGACGAGAUUACAUGUCGUUGAUGAAUACACACUUAGAGUUUAAAGUGUGCGGCUGUACAAAGAUAUGAACAAAAUGAAAUCAAAAUAUAAACAAAAAUAUAAACUUAAAACACUCGUUGGACGGCUUCCUUCCAUGCCUAGAAAUGUAUAAGUAUUUUAAGAGUCUAUUAACACUUUCCUGUUGCGAAAAUGAUCGAACAUCUUCAAUACUGUCUUAUUGGAUUGGUAAUAUCCAACUAUGUCAAGUGUCCAUCAUGCCUGUCAAACAGGGCCUAAGGGUAGAUGUAGUUUUCAGUCCCGUUUCAAAAGCUGGGUCAGCAUUAAUGCAAGCCUGUCCACCUGUACUAACGGGCAAAAGUGCAAGCCUGUACUUCACCCCGGAAAGAGGGAAAAUCGAUAGGCGCACGCCCACUCAAUAUCAGCACGCUUAACUCCAGGCGACAGACGCAGCUAUGAGUUUCAAACAUUUGGGGAGUAAAUAACCUAAGUUUAAGCUUUAUGUGUACCGAACCCGCCAUUCAGUAUGUCCAAUUUGUAUUCGCGAGUAAGCCAGCCCGGUUCCUAGUACACGGUUAGCAAAUCCCUUUUAAUAUAUUUUGCAUUUUCAUCUGAUGGCCGAUAAUGUAUUGGAAAAACCAGGAGCAUUUCAAAACAAAUUAAAGCGAUGAAUCAGUUUUAUUUAACUUAUGUUGUUUAUUUACUCCAGGAUUCCUAAUAAGAAUUCUGCCGGAUGCUGUCAAAUUCUAAAUUCCCAUUUCGGAAUUUUGGUUAAAAUGGAUCGUCGUUUUUGUUUCUAAGCGAAUACCCUCAAGUAGUAGAUUCUAGCCAUUGUUUCGAAACAAGCCUUGGAGUGUAACCUCUCGACUACAUUUUUCGUAGUCUUUUAUCCUGCUUCAUAUAACAACCACAACUUGCUCUGACUUAUGUUUUUUUUGAUAUUUAUUUUUGAAGUCUUCUUCAUACUAAUGUUUCCCAAAUACUGCAUUCAUAAGUUAAGUCUUAUCUGUAAUUAUGAAAACUCAGAUCAAAUUAGAGGUCAAUUUCCAGACAUAAGUUGAGUCAGUAUUGAUUGAAAAUAUUUUUUUGCCCUGUAAGCACCUCAAUUGUUGAUUCUUCUCUUAGGAAAGUACAAAAGUAAACUUCAUUUAUCACUUUGUUAUUUGACUUGUUUACAAGAUACGAAACUAUUGGCAUCCGCCUAGCAACGAGAAAUGACCAACGGAAAGGAAUAAAGUGGCCCUAUAUGAGAUCUAACUUUUCUUUUUUUAUUUUCGCCGAAGUAAUCGCUUAUGUGUGUGAAAUUCGAGAUGGAUCCACUGCGUUCGACAAAACUCUGAUCCUCUUCCUCUAAAAAUUCAUGUGUUUUCUCUUACCUUUCGAAGCUAACAGUGGUCCACGUCCGCGGGAAGAAUUGGUAAACGCACAUCCUAACAUGCCGACAGCGAAGUCAGUCCGUUCGCAAUCGAUUUCAAGGUGUCAGUCGGUUGUCUGUUCAAACGGAACUUCGACUGUCUCCACACCCACGCGAAAAUUAUCUCCGAAUCUAGCCACAACAAUAUCGGAGACUCUUGAGUCAAAAUCAACCAAUUUGUCCAGGGUCUGCAUUUCUGUAUUACUAAAGCAUAUUAUGUAUGUACUUCCCAAAGCUAUUAGAACAGUAACAAUGUCAGACUAGACGAAAUAGGGGAUUUGCAGUCAAAAAAUGUAGGUUGUCGGACGGAUGUGAACUGCGGGCCUUCUGAUACUGCUCCCGAUGUAGUACCACUGAGCUAGCAGGUACUCCAGCAAAGAGCGGCGUGCCUGUUAGCCUAAGUUCGCAAUGAGCAAAUUCUCGUGUCUAGUGAUUAAUAUGCAGUCGUUGACAUUUUGCGUCAACCCCUUCAAGCGCGACCCAAUUUGACGACCCGGCUACUUGGGCGAAGGUCACAAACCGUAGCGGUAUAAUGACAUGGUAAAUGUUGCGCGCGGUCCUCAAGCCUAGAGUUGGUGUGACGGGAUGUAGAUGGAUAAGCCCACCUUUGACCUCUGAGACCGAGCAAAACUAUUCUUCACUGAACCGCAUCAUGUAAUUGUUAUUUUAGAGGAAGUUAGUUCUACUGUGGAAAUAUAUACCCAUCCAUCCUUUGAGGGUUAACUUCGCAGCAUUCGAUGCUUUAAACACUUUGUAAAGGUAAGCCUAUUAAGUGGAAUAUAUUAACCAGGAAUGUCAACGAUGGCCUUUAUAAAAGAUUUUCAGACGAUUCUGAGAAGAGUAAUCCGCACUACAAACAGAGCUACAUUACUGUAAAAUAAGAAUUGCUAGGCUAUGAAACGCAGGAUGACAGAUUGUGAAAACAUUUCCUUGACUACCUAAAUGGGCACAACGGAAACAAAUUAAAGUAGAACUGAUACGAAGAAAUCAGUGGGUUGAAAUUAAAGGUGUUGGGACUUAGGAAAGUUUUUACAUUUUCAGUGAGUCAUCUAUUCUGAAAAAUGAAAUCCCUGGCAUUGGCUUGGUUCAUAGCGAUCACUUUAAGUAUGCUCCUUCUAAACAGAUUCAGUGAAAUUAGAAUGGAGUCAGUCCAGAAGCUAGUGUCAUUUGAUACCGCGACUUUAUUCACGUCUACAAAGUAAACAUCAGCAGCAAGGGAUAAAUGACCUGUUGACUUCCUUGAACUUUUUGAUUACGGUUGUCCUCCAAAUCUUGAGAAGGCUGUGUUUAGGCCGUACCAAAGCGAAGUUUCGCACGACUUAUUUAGAACUUACUUGACAAGGACAUGAUUAACAUUCUUAAAACAAAGCCAACUCGGUGACUUCUGAAAAACUGUUAAAUAAGUGAGAAAACUUUGGCCGGACGCCACUUCUUGCCGUCCUCGUCUGCCGCCAGACGAAUAUGCCACAAGUGGUAGAAGGGUUUUAGAAAACCGACGCAUAUGACCCUUUUCCCCCAUCCUACCAAAAAAGAGAAACUUAGAACAAAACUCCAGCAGCCAGUUGAUUCAAGCUCAAACAUUCCCUAAAAUCACGCGCAACAAACGGCUACCCCUGAGGUUCCAUUAAUUCAAUCUGACAAAUCGAGCGGCAUAUAAUCCUAAGAACAAAUCGGUCUCAUAUAAGGCGAAGUAUUCGUAUGUAAAACAAGACUCGGCCAAUGUAGCAAACGUUUUUGAUUGCCCACCUAAGCAACACUUUCUUACGACUUCGAUUUUGGUAAAAAUAUUAAAGGGUUUUUGAAAGUUUGACCUGAUAUUUCUCCCCGAAAAUAAAUGAAUUCUGUGUACUCUGCCAAUUUCCCGGCAUUAUCAACCCUUCAGGUCUGUGCUAAUGGUUAAUUUAAGAAUUUUAUUCCAACUGUGCAACGGCAUGUUAUUUUAGCAGUGAAUCGUCAUUAAAACAACAUAAACCUUCUCUUUUGUGUGGCGAAACGCAUGCAAUUUCUUCGUUCCUUCCUUAUUUUACAAAUUCUGAAUAUAAGUUGGAGUUGAUUAUCCAACGAGUAUCUCCAUCGAAUUGUUAAGUGGACCAAGACUUGGGAGAUAAUGCUGUCACGAGUCGCGUCUGUUUACUUUACUAGUAUAUUUUCGUUGUCCUACAGACGUUUAUCAUAAAAUGCUAGCAAGGAGAUUGUUGAUCUAUCCGCAUAUUUUACAAUAAAUCUUCCUAGAUGGGAUCUGGAUUGAGUUCAAAGGAGUCGGUUGCGGCCGCGCAUCGUCUGGCCUCCAAGAAACAAUCAACACCUGUGCAAUUACCCGACAGUGUCUCUGCAAAUUCAUACUUGUCUGUGUACGCCAAUCGCACUUGUCCUACGCUCUCGGCCAAACAGCGAUUUCUCGUACCCACGUUUGCUCAACAGCGCUCGGUGAACGGCGAUGUACAAAUCGACCGCACUAGUGAAGUUCCCAACGGCAAGCCAGUUUCCUCAAAAGGCUUUCCCGAACAAGAGAGUUCCCAUGGAGUUGGCGGUUAUGCGACGGUUUAUCUUGACAACACUGAAUUAGAAACUGUGUUGCCGGUUAGGAAGAGGUCUGUCUUGUUCACACAACAAGUGAGUCAUAAUUGUGGUUUUGGGAGAAAAAACAAAUUAGUAAAUAAAUUCACUGCCCAUGGCAAGUCCUCAUCGCAUCCUUGCCGAAAAACUCAAAUUUAUUUAAACGAUUGAAUUAUUAGUGAUUUUCGCUGAAAAUAAUUUUAAUUCUACGGUAUUAUGCUUCGCUCACUUUUACUUUGGGAAGACUGCGUGGUAUAAAUUGAAUUUUCUUCAGAGACUGCUGCCGAACAAAACACCCGCGUAUAUCUAAUUCGCCAAAAGAGCCGUCGUCGUGUCGCCUUGUAAUAACUGUUAUCGUUAUCCGAACAUAACGUUCUCCGCAUCGUCAUUAAUUGCUUGAUGUGGGGCUAUCAUCCUUACUGCAUUUUCGAUUUUCUGGCAACAUUGAGAGGCUUGUUACGACUUGCUGAGUGCGUCCGGUCUCCCAAGUAUUAAGAUUCUCUUGACAAGGAAGAUGAAUUCUCGUCAUGACCUUUGGUGUGUCAUAGAUAAAAAUCCACAACUACUUCAUUAUCAAUGGCAUACGAUGACUUCAGUUCGAAAAUUCUAAGUACACAUUAGUCUGAACGGUCGAGAAGUGUUUUGCCGCUUCUAUUUUCGCAGACAAUUAAGAAACAUUGCAGGUCUUCCUCAGCUGUUUUGGGGAUGUCAUUUGUGAUAUCUUCGGACUGGCCAUUAGUUGCACUAACGAUGCUGUACCAAGGAGAAAAAACUGCUGAUAAAUAUUGCCAGAUAAAAGAAUCAUCUUGCUUCAUCUGCAACAUCGAUGUAAUCAACUUCAAAAUUUUGCAAUAAUUCUCGAAACUUCAUUAAUUCAUACUGGUUAGUAUUUAGGAUUACGCCAUCCAUCCCGCCGUGCGCCUUUUAUUUAUACGGCGUUCCAUUUUCCACCGAGAUAAGCAACCAUCCGUCGCUUUGAAAUUUACUUUGCUCAGUCUUUCAGCAUUCCUCUGCCAGUUCCAAUGGCAGGCCAUUACCUGUGAGCCCUUCAUUCUCUUUUACGUCUUUUGGGAGGAUCUCUGGUGUCUGUCAAUUCUCCUCGUCGUUGGUAAUUUUGAUGUAUCGCACGCGUGGUCGCAGAUGUUGGCACGACCGUCCUUUCUGUUUUCUGAUGAUAGACCUGGGUUGUUGGUUUUUACGCUGGUUCAGUAGGACAGUACCUCCAAGUGACGUUUUUCACGGCAAUGCAGUCGUGUACUAGGAAAUGAUGAGUACUACUCAUCUGACGCAAUAUUUUCCACUAGAACCAAUUUUUCGACCUGCUUCAAACCUGUUGCUGUCUUCCUCCGCCACCGUACAGUCAGGCCUUGACCUGUCGGGCUCGCCAGUUCUCACGGCUGGCUGAUAAGGGUGACCUGUUCCUGGCUACUUGACUGAACUUGCGACCGUUAGACCACUUAAUUAUCUGUUUGAAAUGAAAAGUAGCAUUUCAGCCUUAGUAGACUCAAGUAGAACGUUAACUCUAAUAGGUAAAUUCGACUCGUAUACGAAUACACCAUCUGUUUCUCCUCCUAACCUCUGGGAAAAGUAAUUUGUUGAGCAUUUAUCUGAAAUUUACUCUAUUUAAAUGAUUGCAGAAGUCUCAACAUACAGGCCAAUCAUCUCAAGUUUCAGCGAAAGAGCUUAGCGCGUGACAUGUUUCUUCCACGAGGACGAUGUCUUCUAUAGAGGUGACCACCGUCUAGAAAUGAAGUAGGGAAUAUUGCGUUUAUCUGUUCAUUAAAUAUGUUCAGAGAAGAUUUCGGCAUGUAUUAGCAGUAUCUGCGAGGUUCUAUAUCUUGUUCAAACAUUAACAUCUCAAAGUUUGUCUCCGAGACUGAGUCUCAAGUACGUUUAUUGCCCAACGCACUGUUUUUGGUUAGGUGUUCAUGGCUGUUGUUUCGUCAUAGUGAACUGUGAACUGGUGACGGAGACAACUUUAAAAGUAGGUCACGCAUGUAGUUCAGCAGGUUCAUCCUAAAGUUCCGAAUGUUAACGAAUUUACUCCGCAAGUCGGGAGUUAAUGGAAAACGAAGGUGUAUGGUUCAUAUAUUUCUGAUUCUAGUUUGAGGGGGUGGCUCGAAUGUCCCGCGACAAACCGUUUCUGGUUGAGUAAGUUCCACACUUACCCUGGUCUGCCGUCAGAAGGCUUGUGUUGUUUAGAUAAUUAAUUAUACAAACCGUGCGAUUCCUUGCCAAUGUUUUUUAGCGUCUACUAGUUACGCGAGAUUUGGGAGGGGGAUAAACUCACUGGUUUCUUCGGAUCCUCUCAUGCGGUAAGAAGCAUUCAAAUUGAAUGCUUAAUGACACACAGACCCCAGGUGUAUAAUUCGAUAUAGCAAAACGUAGGCUUUGGUAUCGCUUUGUGAUAUUGCACGUCGUCCUGACCUGGAAAUUUCAGUUUCCCCUUUUUUCGAUAUUUCUCUUCGAUUACCUCUGGCUCGUCCUUAUGCAAUCGCCUACAAAACCGGAGUUCCAAGACGAGGGGUUACGCCUGUGUUUUAUUCCGCAAUAAAAAAUGUACGGGUGGAUGGCACGCUUCUAGGACUUUUACUCAGCAGGAGCGUCCAUCAGUAGUAUUGCAUUUGUGUAUCGAGUAUGAGCAGUGAAUUUAACUGGCAGUUCCCAGACACCAGAUGGUUCUGUGCACAGCUCCCACCGUGACGUGUCCACAUUAAGCCAGAUGCGUUGAUCAUCAGUAUCGGCGGUGGGUGCGACACAGACUCCAGUUUCGUCGCGAUUUAUCUCUGUUAUCUCCAUUCUACGCGUCAGCUACAAUGUGCAUGCAAACCGUGAGUCUCAACCGUAGAGCUGUACAUAGGAUUGUCCUGUUAGAGGCUGCUUAACCAAAUUCCUCUUCCGAAGGGUCAAUACACAAAUAAAUCUCUUCCGGUGAGUGUUUUCCAAUGUGACAUUUUGCCUGGGAAUCACACCUCCACCGUUAAGGCGCUUUCAAUGCUCCCGAUCAUAGCCGACCAAACGUAGUCUGCGGCUCGGGUAGUAGACUUUUGAUUUAAAAACUAUGACCUGCGACGUUCAAAUGUCAGGGCCCUCCGCCUGUAUGUUUGGGUAUGGAUGUGGAAAGUGGGGUCGGCAGAGACCGAAAUGACCGUUUCUGACUUAUCAGACUUCCCCAGGUAGUCACAACCACCCGCAGAUUUUCGAAGUCUCAGGACCGAAUCCGGAUUUAUUGAUUGCUGAUUCUUUAGUCCAAGUCUCUAUCAUUGGUUCACGAGCCCGCUAUCCUAUCGGUUGCGAUCUAGAAAAUGCAAUACUGUAGGAUGAGCCUUCACUGAUUAGUUUACGGGACAUGCUCGUCCCUGUGCAUUUGGGUUCAAUUAAGACGUCUCGCGGGAAUUUGCAAAGUGACCAGCAAUGACGCAUGAAAGAAAUAUCCAUAAAGACAAGGGGGAAUGUUUUACAAUGGCAUGUGAAUUAAAAUUACUAUCGCGAUCCCCUUCUUCUUUGUUGCCGAGGUGUCUUAGCAACUACUACAUCCGUAGUAGUUAUUUAGCCAUCUAAAUGAUAGUGUGCUUAUUUUAAUAGUGCCGUCAGACAUAAGCGAGUCACCAUUAUCUGCAAACCUCAUAAAUCCUUUCUCUGCGUACUGACGUCUUUCGUGUGUUUCGUAAUGGCGGACCGCAAUCUAACCAAAUAUCGUACUGUCCAUCGUCCAGGUCAGAUACUUUAAGGCAAUGUCAGCGGUUGAAAGGUCAAAUCCGAGGGACCAACCCUUUGAAUAAAUAAACUGUCACGAAAAUACGCAAGAGCUCGUGACACUAAAAAUGGUCAAAACAAGCAAAACCACUAUACAUGCUUUCCCUAUCAGUUUUUACACUGAAAACUCGUUUUGACUUCCUUCCCAAUUAGGUCAAUGGCUAUCAAAAUCCAGAGAGAUGGGACAAAGAUACCCAUCCGACCAAUUUAGAUAGUGAGAAUGAUUUUACAAAGCUCGCCUCAAACGCCAAUAGGUCUCCGCUUUUUAACAAUUUUCCGACUGGGUCGACUGCUUCAUCCGCGAUACCAAAGCUGACAGACGAAGAGGCCCCCUACGCUUUCGUGAGUAGUGUUCAUCGCAAACGCGAAGUCGCAGCCUACGCACCGUAUCUCCGAGCUGCUUCCAAUUCUCAGGUUUUACCUUUCUUUCUGAUGCAGUUCACACUUGCGCUUUCCCAACCCAGCAUUACUCUUGGGAACCAUUCCUUGCUCCUUUGCAAACAUAAUAGCCUUUCACGUUUUAACUGUAAUGUUUAAUUCUCUUUGACCCAAUUGUGAAAAACCCGGUGUCUCUGUGGGAUUCGAACCCAAGACAACAAGGGGAGGCUUAAGUACAGCCAACACUCUAACCAUCUGAGCUACGAGGCCCCACCGAAAGACGCGAGUUUAAUCACACUUGGGUUAAGCUUACCCGCCCAAUUUAUUGCAACCUCUGGUACUACCAAAGCUGAUACAGUAAGCUGACUGUCCAGGCAGGAUUUUCUAAGUAAUACAUCUACAAUCCACCAGAUGACUACCAGACUCACGUAAUUCAUAGGUGUUAUGGUGGGUAUACUUGAUCAAAAUGUGAAUAAACUCGCGUCGUCCAGUGUGGCCUCGUAGCUCAGAUAGUUAGAGCGUUGGCUGUACUAAAGCCUCCCCUUGCUGUUGAAGGUUUGGAUCCCACCAAGGCACGGAGUUUUUUACAGCUAGGUCACAGUGAAUUAUUUGAAAUCUGCCAUAAUACCUAUGUUAUGUUUAAGCAAAAUAGGCAAGUGAACAGAAUUAUUGACAGCUAGUAAUGGUGCGAUACCACCCUUAAAAGAUUUUAAACUCCAAAUUUAGCAUUAGAGGGAAUCCUGGCAGGAGAUUUCCUAAUAUUGCUCUUGAUUGCCGUGUUGUCCAUGGGUGUGCAGUCAAAUGGUAUGCGCAUCUCUAUCGUUGAUAUCGCUCAUGUAACCGGAGAAAUCGUUCCAGCUUUCCUUGCGAGUAUUUUCUUGGCUUCCGCAAAUUUAAUCCUUAUCAUAUUAUUCGGUAAUUUCCUAAUUUUGAAUAUUCUCCUUACGAAUGUUCCAUACAUUAGUUACAAAGUUAAGUAUUUCUUGCCAGUUUUGCUGAAGGUUUUAAGAUACUGUAGACUGACACGCCAGGUUACCAAGUUUCAAAUGACGUUCAAACUGUUUAACUUGACCCGCGGCGACCUAUUAUCAAUGGCGAUUUAAAAAGCGUAUUUUCUAAUAAACAUUUCCUGAGAAAUGGGUUUAUGCGGGAGGAAAAUGUUAGUUCAGCCUUAUAAUCUUGAUAAGUUAGAUCGUAUUCAGUGAGGCAGAUGCAGCUUAACUUUUACUAUUGUAAAUCCCUUACACACAGUUCCCUUUCAUCGCCUUUUUACCAGUUUUGGUGUAGUUUAUGGCUAGGAUAUUGCUCCUGUCAGUGAUACUUACCCUCGUUAAGUCCUACCAUAGAGCUCCGGUCGUCUAAAAACUCAGUUAAGCUGUGGUUCAACGGACAACUAUGAUAUGGUUCGGUUUAAAAGUAAGAUAGUUAAUACUAGGCCCUAGCUUCGAAGGAAAAGAUUUCUAUCCAGCCCUGAGAUACCAACUUACUCUUUUGGAACUAAGCCGACGGCGGACAACGUUUGCCAUACCAUUAUACUACAAUGGUUUGUGACCUUUAUCUAGACAUCUGUUUUGAUAUGUACGGCUUCAUUCGAAAGUAUUGCUUCUGCGUGCUUAUUCGUCAAAGCUGACGCAUUGCAGAAGGCCGAUAUUGUGGCUGCCACCUGGAAAUGUAUUAAUUAACCCACUGCUUGGCCAAAACUGCAUAACAUUGCUGUGAUCCUGUGAUCAGGGCGUGUCGCUUGGAACAUUUCAAUAAAUUUGUUGUUUCUCGUAUGCAAUGGGUAGUGCCCAUGAAAACAUAAUUAAAUGCAAUUCAGUCGCUAGCAAACCAUCUGUACCCAUGACACUUUGGCCGCUGUGAGCGACGAUGUCCACUGUGUGGUCCACAGUAGGGUGAGAGCAGGUACGGUGACUCGGGCAUCAACUAGUUAUGGUGAUGGUAGACUUGCUCAGCAUUUACUCAGCUCUUCCCUUCUCCCCACUUGGGCGCGAUGUCAAGACAUAGCCAAGAAGACCGGAGGCGACAGAGGGCGCAGGUGGCUUGUGUGGCCGGAUCCGCCCCUAGGCGUGCUUCCACACCCGGCUCGUAUUCAACAAAGUGGGAGGGCCAUAGAGGCCACAAUGAGAAGGAGCCAUUUCAGCCUGACCCCAUAUCUACCCGUUGACCACUCCACACAAACAUACAUUGGGCCGACUGCGAGAUUAGAGUUACCUCGUCAGUUGGCAACCUUCCAAAACACGGCUCUUAGCGCCCUGUGAUAGCCUUAAGCGUGUCAGGGUGUUUAUCGUGAGGAAAGUGCGCUGAGUCGUCGACCUCAUUCUCCUUUCCGGUCUGCAGGCUCCAGCCACUGUCCGAGCCGGUCCGAUGUAUGGUGUCGGGAAUGGGCGCAAUGACUGGCAUAGCUAGUGGCCCUUUCUGCCCAUGCCACGUGCAAGACCUGGCCCCUUAAACCCACACACUAGGAUUUCACACACAAUCUCAUUAGCAGCGGUUGAGCCACACGGAGAAAGGAGCCCAAGAGCACACAGCCCACUUGCAUGCGAGGUGCUGGUGAUGUGUGAUUUUAGGGGGAUAUAUGCGCGAUGCAUGUGUUGAUGGGGACUGUAUGAUUUCGUAGCUGCGAUGAUUUACCGCAGGUUUUCUGAAUGCUCAUAUUACUUACUAGGCCCAUGCGGUGGCUGAAUGUUCGAGGCGUUUAAGUGUGGUGUAUGCUGCUGCUCCACCGGGCGGCGUACGAUGAAAGUGUGAGAAGGAUUUGUCGGGAGCUGCAGACUGUUUUGGCAGCGGUGGUGGCGGCGGCGGCGGCGUUAGUAGUAGUAGUAGUAGUAGUGGGCACGCUGGGCGACGAGGUGUUUAUUACGCUGAGCAUGGUGGGUGUGCAAGGUGUGUUGGUGUGUCAAUACUGUGGUGAAUUCCGCUUUCUUGGGUCGCAUGGGACCGAAAAGACAAUGCGAUAAAUAAGUGUGCGCAUGCAGUGUGGACAGCUCAGGUGGUGAGCACAUUUUGAUGCUCCAGACACUGGUUGGCCACUUUUCGUGCGAUGGAUUCGCAGGUGGCUGACUAGACCUAUGCGUGAUGCGAAUGUACGAUCGCGAUGAGGACAGGUCGUAACCGAGUCCGCAUCGCCGGAGGUGGGAGUGUUGGUGGUGAUUGUAGUAGAUAACGGAACCUCGGAUAUCGUCUCGUUGGUUGGGCGAGUGCGAGAGGUCAUGAUGUUGGUGGAGCUGGUCGCUGUGAUCGGUUCAGGGGUUAGGGCAGGGCGGAAGAUGCUGGCGAUCGAUGACGACGGGACAUCAGCAGUGUGAUCACCGGUGACGGGGGUGGUGGUCGUCGUAGGAUUUGAGGCAGGGGGGAACAGUAGGAAGUGUUCGUGGGAGGAGAGGUUGACUUAGCCAGGUCGUUCUUGCAUUGUUUCCGAAGACGUUUAACAAUGCCGAUUCGCGCGCGGACUAUGCGUUGACAGCGCAUGCAUGUUAGAAACGGCUGGCUGUUGGCAUUAUGGUGCCGAGGCACUUGUUACUUGCGGGUCUACCUUUUGAUUUUAGCAGCGGUGAUUCAUUUUACUUCGCAGAUUACUGCUUCAGUCUUCAUUGCAUUUCUUCUGUCUGUCCAGUUUUGUGCGAGACUUUUUCAUGUCUUCGAGUUUAUAUGUGGACGCUUCAAGGAGUCCUUCGAGGUUUCCUUGUAGCAACUAGCUGGGCCUCCUUGUCGGCAGGCAUCAGUGGCACAGUUUCUAUAAAAUAUUUGUUUUGAUAGACGGGUAUCUUUCAUCCUCACGGGAUGACUGCUCCGACUUGAUUGCGAUUACCUCAGCAUGACGUGGACGUUGAGGACUUCCCUGUCAACAAUCCUAUCCUGCCACCUCAACUUGAGUAUCCGUCGGGGCCAACUCGGGUGGGAUCGAUUGAACUUCCGCGUUUGUUUCGCAUAAACAGUCCAGGUCCCUGCUCCAUACUGCAGCGUCGGUAAAGCGAUAGCUUUUACAUAUUCAGUUUUGUGUUGAAGUGAAGGCCGUGGCGAUUUACCACGAAGUUUUGCGGCCGGUCGAAAGUUUCGAUGUCUUUCAAGACUGGGUGGGCCACUUCGUCGUCUAUUCUGAUGCAACGUGAGACUCUGAUGCCUAAGCAGGUGAAGUUGUCUACGGUCUUCAGUUCGGUGCCGUUGACAUGGGUGCGUGGGACAUUGUAUGCAGCGUUCUCUGGCGGUUAGUGCAUGAUCACCGUCCUGUCCAUUUUGAUAAGUCAGGCCAAAGUGGGCGCAGCCAGAGGCGAAGAGAAUCGUGCUCCGUUGAAUGUCUACUUCGGUCGUGGAUUUCAGUGCACAGUCGUCGGCGAAGAGCAGAUCGUGGAUAGUAGCCAUCAAGAGACGCGUUGAGACCUGCAUUCGCCGGCCGUCGAGAAGAUGUCCGACGGUCAUGCAGGUGAUGCCGAUUCCGGGGCGCACAUCAUGAUAGACGUCCACCAGCAUGGCAGAAGACAUGAAGCUGAAAAGGGGGGCGAGUACGCACCCCUGAUUCACUCCACUGCUCACUGUGAAUGCCUCGGGGAUUGCAUCGUCGUCCUUGACGCACGCCAUUAUCCCGUCGUACAGCCGAACUUCUGCAUGAUUUCCACAACUCUUUGCGAUUCACCGUGUCGAAGGCGUUCACCAGGUCCAUGAAGUUAGUGUAGGAGUGAAUCCGCAGCCUCUGACAUUUUUGUAACUGACUAGUGGCAAAUAUCAUGACAAUAAUAAUAAUAAUAAUCAUAAUCAUAAUAAUUUAUUAAAUGCCAGUUUACAGGCAUUGUCAAGGGAAGCGAUUAAACGCAAAUCCGACCAGCAGUGAAAAAAACUCCUGGAGUGAAGGAAUAAAAAUGUAGUUGAUGGUGAAUUUUAUGGUUUGGAUGGUUCAGGAGAAAAAACUGCUGGUGGUUAACUUUCGACCGUCAAGAUGGGGGGAGGGUUGCACGGUAUCGGAGAUUAUCGGACGUCAAUUCCUUUCAUGAAGUUGGGGAUACUCAAAGUAGAGGCGUUGAGGAACAGCUGGUGAGACCGGCCAUAGUGUUUAGAGACCACAAACGCCAUCGUUACGGUAGAGUCGAUCAGUGGAUUCAGCACCCAAAAUUUGCGGAAGCUUUUCUGAAUGCAAAAAUCGAGUAAUAGUUCUCUUAAAUAAAGGAUAAUUUCGCAGCUUUUCCACACUCAUGGGUAGUUUAUUCCAAAUAGCAAUGAUUGCGCGGUGUCGUUAAAAUCCACACUGACUUUCCGGCAGAAUUCCUUGUCCUAGAGGACCGAUGAGGCUGCUAAGGAGGGUACCUUCGAAGAUACUCCCGGCGAUGUUGAUCGGCGAAUUUCCUCCGUUAUCGUCAUAGAGUUUCCGGUUUCCUUUCCAUUUGUAAAGAUGGACGAUAUUUGCGUCCUUGGAGUCCUGAGACAACUGUUCACAGCGCCACAUCUCUUGGAAUAGCGCCGUGAGUUAUUCCUUCAAUUGAGAGUCGCCGCGCUUGUAGACCUCGGCCAGAAUCGCGCCGAAACCUGGUGCUUUUGCUCUGGCUAGUUCAGAUUGUUUCUGAAAUAGACGACGAGAGAUUCAUGUCGACAUCCGUUUCCAUUUAAGAAAGUAUGUCGACUUCGGCGUCGGAGAUUUUAGAGGGUUGGUUUAGGGCGCUUUUGAAGUGCUCGGCCCAGCACUUCAGAAUCUGCAACUUCUUCGUCAGGAGCGUGGAUCUACUAGAGAUGAGAAGUGAUGUGAUUCCUUUGGUAAGGAGGCCGUAGAUCGUCUCGAUCACAGCGAAGACAUUCUUUGUUUUGUUACGGUUGCCGUAUCCCUGGUUCUCCUCGGCCUCGCGAGUCAUCUGGGCGUCCCGCAUUUUUCGCGGUCCUUGCUGCGCAAGACGGCGACAUUGGCAGAAGUCAGUUUUGUUUGCAACGGUCGAUGUAGGCUCUGGAUAUCCUGUUCUCUUCGGCGAGCAGGUCGAUGGUGUCGGCAGCAUUGUCGCCGAGCCAGUCCUGAUGUUGGCGACGUGCACAACCGGCGACGUCCAGAGCAGUCGAGUGGAUGGCGCUCUGCAGUUGACAUCACCGAGUCUCCACGGUGACGUUGUAAUCCUGUGCUGGCAGGUCUUCCAGUUUCUGAGGUAACCGACCGCUGAAAUGCAAACGGUGCGCAAGCAACCUAACAGAACAAUAUUCAGCUUACAUGGCGGUCGCUUAUUUUGUGGCCCCCUGCGUAAUUACAGACAAAGCCUUAUCUUGGAGGUGUCCAGGCGGUUAUCCUCUCAGUCAUCGACGUCGCAGAUAGCUUUGUUUGUUGAUGUCCUGCGGCAGUCAGGACAGUGAUUCUGCGACGUCGUUCUGACUGAAAAAGACGAAGGCGGUAUCGCUAACUCUGCCUUUUGGCGUGGUUCCGGAAGAAUGUAUAGCCGCCACCCACCUCCUCCAGUUGGCCUUGUUCAAGGAAGGAGGACGAAGAUGUGAGAUGGGAAACGAAACUGGGUUGCCGGGUGUGGGGACACUCAACACGGAUACCAUCGCGCGGUUUUGUUCUCCUGUCGAGGCUUUUACCGGUUGUGGCCGCUAGGCAGAGACUACCUUCAGGGAUCCCCAUGUGAGAGUAUGGUUCUAGUUAAUGAACACUAGGCGCAGCUAACACCUGCAAGAAACAAGUGAAGCGACCUACUACAGCCUUCACGUGGACUCAGUAGUGGGCACACCUCAGCUGCACAUAUAUAUGUAUAUGCAAGUGCAUUCUCGAUGUGGACGUCGGCGAAAACACUUCAGUAGCAUUUUGGUAGUGGGUAACCCUUUGGAACAGUGAGUAUAUACGGAUUUAAUGGAUCCUUUUUGAACACUGACAGUGACGCAACUUUCGCUACCGACACAGAUAGUCCGUUAUGUUUCUAGAGUACACUUUGUGUGGAAAAUUCCUGUACGAUGGAUAGACACUCGCAAGUGAUGAGGACCACCGCGUGAUUUACAGUGGACGCAACACUGGCAACUCGCGCGUGAAUUGGGUUAUAGUCAGACAGCCUUAUACAGCAUUUAUUGCACGCCCUCAUCGCUCACUUACCUCGCUCUGAAGACAAGACAGUGGCAAAACGACCGGACGUGGGAUCUGGCGCAGUGACUGAAAAAAAUAAACAAUUUGUCCACGCGUGUCACACGUGACUUGGUUUUCAUACCAUGUACCAGGUCACAUUAAGGGAGAAUCAGAUCUUAUAUGGAUGAGAAUGUCGUAGGGCAACAUUAAGAAUGCGCCGUUCUAGCCUGGCUGUAGGUCUCAUAGUCACCCCUAAAUAAUCACUAUGAGGAUUGGGUUUUCCCGUCAUUUUCAUCCUUCUGAGUUACGUAUCUUAGCGCGCUGUGACAGGACUCAGCGGAUCGAAGUUAUUUUAGUUAAAAUGCGUUGAUGUGUCGUGAGGGUGUGGCUCGAAGUUUCGGCCUUACUCUCCUCUCUCCUUUUUGCCGGUCGACUGUCUGAGUCUGUCACUUAAUGAGUAAAGGUCUUGGAUGCAGUUGCCGUCGCAGCGUGAUGAGCCAGCAUUUAGCCUGCUGGUUUGUUACUGGAAAGUGGGUCGAAGCGUAUCACCGACCAAGUGCCACGCUUAGUCACAGUUCACAGUCAAGGUCUUACUAUAUAGCAAUUUGCCUAUAAAAAUAUUUUACCGUUGAUAUUCAUGUGCAUAAGGGACUAUAUUUUUGCUACUCGAACAUUUUUAUUUCCUAUUUUUCGCAGUUCUACCAAAAACCACUAAAUGUGGCGAUAGAUGCGGAAAGGCAUAGCAGCUCGAUGUACAACCUUCAGACCCGUGAUGGUGUUAUCCAUGACUCCUUGCACCGGCCACAGAAGGUGAGCCAGCACACACCAUUGAGAGUGCCCCAGUCACGGAACGAUAUGGGCUGUAGACACCAGGCUAACCGUGGUAGCCGAAGUCCACAAUUUAGGUGUGCAGCAGGACCUGGUGACACAGGUCCGGUGACUGCCAAAUCGACCCACGCUGCAAGAUCCAACUUCCAACCAGGACGUUUUAUAAUGAAUCAGAAUGGGUUCUACCCCUCCCUUAAGCCUGCCAACUUCUCCUACUACAUGCCAUUGGCUAGCCACAAACGGACACUCAACAGGAGGAUCUUGGAUUGUCGUGGUACUCUCCCUCAGAGGCCCGCUGUUCCCUCCCACAUAGCAGCGAAACGAUAGAGUCUGGCCAAAUCUUUAUUCCCUCUCUGUAUGAACGUUCCCGACUUCUGUUACCUUUUGCUGGCGACGAAGUUCCACUAGAUUUCUACGCGAUCGUGACGGUUGUGAUUUUUAUCCUCAACCUUUUCUUCUGAUUGUUGAGGUACCUUACGAGAUUCAAUUCUAAGUUAAAAUUUAUUCGAAUUCUCCCUAACUGCUGUGGUUGCUUUUUUCAGGGUGCUCUUCUAUGAACUUGACGAAAUUUUAAACAGACUUGACCUCAUUUUGCUUGAUUAAACCCUAGAUAAUUGGAAAUACAUAUAUGACCUAGUGACAGUCAUGGACGGUCACGGUACCUACGCGAAUUUGAAUACGGCGCCGUUAAAAUUAAAAAGGAAAGGUGUAAUCGUUAGUAUCUCGUCUCUCAAGAUUACCGUUCGUUUGUGCUCUUCCACUGUUUACUUGUUUUGCAGAGUUUGGAGGAAGGUCCGUAA